Molecule: messenger RNA, 45091 nt
Organism: Coregonus sp. 'balchen'
Lineage: Eukaryota; Metazoa; Chordata; Actinopteri; Salmoniformes; Salmonidae
Source: the annotation of a GenBank genome assembly
GAGCUGGGGGUGUAUGCUAAAGAAGAGGCAGCUCGCCUGAGGGAGGAGGGGGGUUGGAGGCGCUCGGUCACAGAACGCUCACGCUCCCUGGAACUCCUGGAGUACGAUAAGGGCCGCUGCGCCAAAUGUCGCAGUGAGUACUGACCACUCAAGCUGACUGUACUGUAACCAGACCGUAUUCUCUGACCAGGUGUCUCUCUGACUGUGCUUUCUUACUGUGAAACAAGCCUCACUUCACAUAAACUUUCCCAGAUACCAUAUUGUUACAAACAAAAUAAACGGUAGUGUAUUGAAGGAGGGAUUUGGGGAGGAGAGUUUUGGAGUGUUUGUGCAGUCAGUGUGUGUAUGUGCAAGUGUGUCUGCAUGUACACCUAAGGGUGUGUGCGUGUGUGAGCCACUUCAUGCCAUGUACUGUUGAUAAUAGUGAUUGUGUUUGGGUGACUGAAAGGGACAUCUCCACAGUGUACAGGGACACUAUUUGUACUGGGACACAAAACAAGACCCCACACCAGUCUAAAUGCUGCAGGGGUAUUCAACUGGGGGUCCGCAGAGAUAUUGCAAGGGGUAUGCAAAAAAUAAAUACAUUUUAUAUAGAACAAAAAUAUUAACACAACAUUCAACGAUUUUACUGAGUUACAGUUCAUAUAAGGAAAUCAGUCAAUUUAAAUUAAUUAGGCCCUAAGCUAUGGAUUUCACAUGAGUGGGCAGGGGCGCAGCCAUGGGUGGGCCGGGGAGGGCAUAGGUCCACCCACUUGGAAGCCAGGCCCACACACUGAGUUUUUCCACACAAAAGGGCUUUAUUACUGACAGGCACUCCUCAGUUUCAUCAGCUGUCUGCGUGGCUGGUCUCAGAUGAUCCCUCAGGUGAAGAAGCUGGAUGUGGAGGUCCUGGGCUGAAGGGGUUACACGUGGUCUGCAGUUGUGAGGCCGGUUGGACUUACUGCCAAAUUCUCAAACUACGUUGGAUGCGGCUUAUGGUAGAGAAAUUUACAUUAAAUUCUCUGGCAACAACUCUGGUGGACAUUCCUGCAGUCAGCAUGCCAAUUGCGUGCUCCCUCAACGUGAGACAUCUGUGGCAUUGUGUGACAAAACUGCACAUGUCCCCAGCACAUGGUGCACCUGUGUAAUGAUAAUGCUGUUUAAUCAGAUUCUUGAUAUGCCACACCUUUCAGGUGGAUGGAUUAUCCUGGCAAAGAAGAAAUGCUCACUAACAGGGAUGUAAACAAAUUUGUGCACAGAAUCUGAGAGAAAUAAGCUUUUUGUGCCUAUGGACAUUUCUGGGAUCUUUUAUUUCAGCUCAUGAAACAUGGGACCAACACUUUACAUGUUGCGUUUAUAUUUUCUGUGUGCGCGCGCGCUACCAGUCAAAAGUUUGGACACACCUACUCAUUCAAGGGUUUUUCUUUCUUUCUUUUUUACAUUGUAGAAUAAUAGUGAAGACAUCAAAACUAUGAAAUAACACAUAUGGAACCAUGUAGUAACCAAAAAAGUGUUAAACAAAUAGCCACCCUUUGCCUUGAUGACAGCUUUGCGCAUUCUUGGCAUUCUCUCAACAAGCUUCAUGAGGUAGUCACCUGGAAUGCAUUUCGAUUAACAGGUGUGCCUUAAAAGUUAAUUUGUGGUAUUUCUUUCCUUAAUGUGUUUGAGCCAAUCAGUUGUGUUGUGACAAGGUGGGGGGUUUGGGGGUGGGUUAUACAGAAGAUAGCCCUAUUUGGUAAAAGACCAAGUCCAUAUUAUGGCGCUAUGAUGAAACUGGCUCUCAUGAGGACCGCCACAGGACAGGAAGACCCAGAGUUACCUCUGCUGCAGAGGAUAAGUUCAUUCGAGUUUCCAGCCUCAGAAAUUGCAGCCGAAAUAAAUGCUUCACAGAGUUCAAGUCACAGACACAUCUCAACAUCAACUGUUCAGAGGGGACUGUGUGAAUCAGGCCUUCAUGGUCGAAUUGCUGCAAAGAAACCACUACUAAAGGACACCAAUAAUAAUAAGAAGAAACCUGCUUGGGCCAAGAAACACAAGCAAUGGACAUUAGACCGAUGGAAAUUUGUCCUUUGGUCUGGAGUCCAAAUUUGAUAUUUUUGGUUCCAACCUCCGUGUCUUUGUGAGACGCGGUGUGGGUGAACGGAUGAUCUCCGCUUGUGUAGUUCCCACCGUAAAGCAUGGAUGAGGAGGUGUUAUGGUGUGGGGGGUGCUUUGCUGGUGACACUGUCUGUGAUUUAUUUAGAAUUCAAGGCACACUUAACCAGCAUGGCUACCACAGCAUUCUACAGCAAUACGCCAUCCCAUCUGGUUUGGGCUUAGUGGGACUAUCAUUUGUUUUUCAACAGGAUAAUGACCCAACACACCUCCAGGCUGUGCAAGGGCUAUUUUACCAGGAAGGAGAGUGAUGGAGUGCUGCAUCAGAUGACCUGGCCUCAACAAUCCCCUGACCUCAACCCAAUUGAGAUGGUUUGGGAUGAGUCGGACGGCAGAGUGAAGGAAAAGCAGCCAACAAGUGCUCAGAAUAUGUGGGAACUCAUUCAAGACAGUUGGAAAAGCAUUCCAGGUGAAGCCGUUUGAGAAAAUGGCAAGAGUGUGCAAAGCUGUCAUAAAGGCAAAGGGUGGCUAUUUGAAGAAUCUCAAAUAUAGAAUAUAUUUAGAUUUGUUUAACCCUUUUUUGGUUACAUGAUUCCAUAUGUGUUAUUUCAUAGUUUUGAUGUCUUCACUAUUAUUCUACAAUGUAGAAAAUAGUAAAAAUUAAGAAACCCUGGAAUGAGUAGGUGUGUCCAAACUUUUGACUGUGUGUGUAAAAAGUCAAGGGGUCUGAAUACAGUGCCUUCGGAAAGUAUUCAGACCCCUUGACUUUUUCCACAUUUUGUUAGGUUACAGCCUUAUUCUAAAGUUGAUUAAAUUGUGUUUUUCCCUCAACAAUUCUACACACAAUACCCUGUAAUGACAAAGCAAUUUUUUUAUUUUAUUUUUUAUGUUGCUAAUUUAUUAAAAGAAAAAAUGCAAAUUUCACACUUACAUAAGUAUUCAGACCCUUUACUCAGUACUUUGUUGUUGCACCUUUUGGCAGCGAUUACAGCCUCGAGUCUUCUUGGAUAUGACGCUACAAGCUUGGCACACCCGUAUUUAGGGAGUUUCUCCCAUUCUUCUCUGCAGAUCCUCUCAAGCUCUGUCAGGUUGGAUGGGGAGCGUUGCUACUCAGUUAUUUUCAGGUCUCUCCAGAGAUGUUCGAUCGGGUUCAAGUCUGGGCUCUGGCUGAGCCACUCAAGGACAAUCAGAGACUUGUCCCGAAGCCACUCCUGCAUUGUCUUGGCUGUGUGCUUAGGGUUGUUGUCCUGUUGGAAGGUGAACCUUCGCCCCAGUCUAAGGUCCUGAGGGCUCUGGAGGAGUAUUUCAUCAAGGAUCUCUCUGUACUUUGCUCCGUUCAUCUUUUCCUCAAUUCUUUCUAGACUUCCAGUCCCUGCCGCUUAAAAACAUCCCCACAGCAUGAUGCUGCCACCACCAUGCUUCACCGUAGGGAUGGUGCCAGGUUUCCUCCUGAAUUGAUUGCCCCCCAUUUAUCCUCAGAGUUCGUACUGCUUGGUGACCUAAAUUGGGAUAUGCUUAACACCCCGGCCAUCCUACAAUCCAAACUAGAUGCCCUCAAUCUCACACAAAUUAUCAACGAACCUACCAGGUACAACCCUAAAUCCAUAAACAUGGGCAUCCUCAUAGAUAUCAUCCUGACUAACUUACCCUCUAAAUACACCUCCGCUGUCUUCAACCAGGAUCUCAGCGAUCACUGCCUUAUAUCCUGCGUCCGUAACAGGUCCGCGGUCAAACGACCACCCCUCAUCACUGUCAAACGCUCCCUAAAACACUUUAGCGAGCAGGCCUUCCUAAUUGACCUGGCCCAGGUAUCCUGGAUGGAUAUCGAUCUCAUUCCGUCAGUAGAGGAUGCCUGGUUGUUCUUUAAAAGUAAUUUCCUCUCAAUCUUAAAUAAACAUGCCCCAUUCAAAAAAUACAGAACUAAGAACAGAUAUAGCCCCUGGUUCUCCUCAGACUUGACUGCCCUUGACCAGCACAAAAACAUCCUGUGGCGUACUGCAUUAGCAUCGAAUAGCCCCCGCGAUAUGCAACUUUUCAGGGAGGUUAGGAACCAAUAUACACAAGCAGUUAGGAAAGCAAAGGCUAGCUUUUUCAAACAGAAAUGUGCAUCCUGUAGCACUAACUCCAAAAAGUUUUGGGACACUGUAAAGUCCAUGGAGAAUAAGAGCACCUCCUCCCAGCUGCCCACUGCACUGAGGCUAGGAAACACUAUCACCACCGAUAAAUCUACAAUAAUCGAGAAUUUCAACAAGCAUUUUGCUACGGCUGGCCAUGCUUUCCACCUGGCUACCACUACCCCGGCCACCAGCUCUGCACCCUCCGCUGCAACUUGCCCAUGCCCCCCCUGCUUUUCCUUCACACAAAUUCAGACAGCUGAUGUUCUGAAAGAGCUGCAAAAUCUGGACCCCUACUAAUCAUCUGGGCUAGACAAUCUGGACCCUUUCUUUCUAAAACUAGCCGUCCAAAAUUGUCGCAACCCCUAUUACUAGCCUGUUCAACCUCUCUUUCAUAACGUCUGAGAUCCCCAGAGAUUGGAAAGCUGCCGCGGUCAUCCCCCUCUUCAAAGGGGGUGACACUCUAGUUCCAAACUGUUACAGACCUAUAUCCAUCCUGCCCUGCCUUUCGAAAGUAUUUGAAAGCCAAGUUAACAAACAGAUCACCGACCAUUUCGAAUCCCUCCGUACAUUCUCCGCUAUGCAAUCCGGUUUCCGAGCUGGUCAUGGGUGCACCUCAGCCACGCUCAAGGUCCUAAACGAUAUUAUAACCGUGAUCGAUAAUAGACAGUACUGUGCAGCCGUCUUCAUCGACCUGGCCAAGGCUUUCGACUCUGUCAACCACCGCAUUCUUAUUGGCAGACUAAAUAGCCUUGGUUUCUCAAAUUACUGCCUAGCUGGUUCACCAACUACUUCUCAGAGUUCAAUGUGUCAAAUCGGAGGGCCUGUUGUCUGGACCUAUGGCAGUCUCUAUGGGGGUGCCACAGGGUUCAAUUCUUGGGCCGACUCUUUUCUCCAUGUAUAUCAAUGAUGUCGCUCUUGCUGCUGGUGACUCUCAGAUCCACCUCUACGCAGACGACACCAUUUUGUAAACAUCUGGCCCUUCAUUGGACACUGUGUUAACAAACCUCCAAACAAGCUUCAAUGCCAUACAACACUCCUUCCGUAGCCUCCAACUGCUCUUAAACACUAGUAAAACUAAAUGCAAUCGAACGCUGCUGGCACCCACCCACCCGACUAGAAUCACUACUCUCGACGUGUCUGACCUAGAGUAUGUGGACAACUACAAAUACUCUAGGUCACAUUAAGCAUCUCCAAUCCAAAGUUAAAUCUAGAAUCGGCUUCCUAUUUCGCAACAAAGCCUCCUUCACUCAUGCUGCCAAACAUGCCCUCGUAAAACUGACUAUCCUACCGAUCCUUGACUUCGGCGAUGUCAUUUACAAAAUAGCCUCCAACACUCUACUCAGCAAAUUGGAUGUAGUCUAUCACAGUGCCAUCCGUUUUGUCACCAAAGCCCCAUAUUCUACCCACCAUUGUGACCUGUACGCUCUUGUUGGCUGGUACUCACUACAUAUUCGUCGCCAAACCCACUGGCUCCAGGCCAUCUAUAAAUCACUGCUAGGCAAAUCCCUGCCUUAUCUUAGCUCAUUGGUCACCAUAGCAACACCCACCCGUAGUAUGCGCUCCAGCAGGUAUAUCUGACUGGUCAUCCCCAAAGCCAACACCUCCUUUGGCCGCCAUUCCUUCCAGUUCUCUGCUGCCAAUGACUGGAGCGAAUUGCAAAAAUCUCUGAAGCUGGAGACUCUUAUCUCCCUCACUAACUUUAAGCAUCAGUUGUCAGAGCACCUUACCGAUCACUGCACCUGUACACAGCCCAUCUGAAAUUAGCCCACCCAACUACCUCAUCCACAUAUUGUUAUUUAUUUUGCUCAUUUGCACCCCAUUAUCUCUAUUUGCACAUAAUCUCUUGCACAUCUAUCAUUCCAGUGUUAAUACUAAUUGUAAUUAUUUUGCACUAUGGCCUAUUUAUUGCCUUACCUCCAUAACUUGCUACAUUUGCACACACUGUAUAUAUAUUUUCUGUUGUAUUUUUGACUUUAUGUUUUGUUUUACCCCAUAUGUAACACUGUUGUUUUUAUCGCACUGCUUUGCUUUAUCUUGGCCAGGUCGCAGUUGUAAAUGAGAACUUGUUCUCAACUGGCUUACCUGGUUAAAUGAAGGUGAAAUAAAAUAAAAAUAAAUAAAAUAGGCAGAAUUUCCAAUUUAUAUUAUGUGGGGAGGUCAAAAUAAUGAAAAACUACCAAAUCUAUUCAUUUUAAAAUGUUUACUUCUCCUUGCCAUUAUCAUUCACCUGAUAAGACAUACAGUACCAGUCAAAAGUUUGGACAACUAGUCAUUCAAGGGUUUUUCUUUAUUUUUAAAUUUUUCUACAUUGUAGAAUAAUAGUGAAGACACCCAAUUAUGAAAUAACACAUGGAAUCAUGUAGUAACCAAAAAAGUGUUAAACAAAUCAAAAUAUUUUUUAUAUUAGAGAUUCUUCAAAGUAGCCACCCUUUGCCUUGAUGACAGCUUUGCACACUUGGCAUUCUCUCAACCAGCUUCACCUGGAAUGAUUUGCCAACACUUUUUUGAUACGAGUCCUAUAUUAACAUAACCUGAAAGGCCGCUCAGCAAGGAAGAAGCCACUGCUCCAAAACCGCCAUUAACAAAAGCCAGACUACAGUUUGCAACUGCACAUGGGGACAAAGAUUGUACUUUUUGGAGAAAUGUUCUCUGUUUAGCUCAGGUGCAUCCUGUUUCCAUUGAUCAUCCUUGAUGUUUCUACAACUUGAUUGCAGUCCACUUGUGGUAAAUUCAAUUGAUUGGACAUGACAUGAUUUAGAAAGGCACACACCUGUCUAUAAGGUCCCACAGUUCACAAUGCAUGUCAGAGCAAAACCCAAGCCGUGAGAUGGAAGGAAUUGUCCGUAGAGCUCCGAGACAGGAUUGUGUCGAGGCACAGAUCUGGGGAAGGGUACCAAAACAUUUCUGCAGCAUUGAAGGUCCCCAAGAACACAGUGGUCUCCAUCCAUUCUUAAAUGGAAGAAGUUUGGAACCGCCAAGAUUCUUCCUAGAGCAAUCGGGGGAGAAGGGCCUUGGUCAGGUAGGUGACCAAGAACCCGAUGGUCACUCUGACCGUGCUCCAGAGUUCCUAUGUGGCGAUGGGAGAACCUUCCAGAUGCCCAACCAUCUCUGCAGCACUCCACCAAUCAGGCCUUUAUGGUAGUGGACAGACUGAAGCCACGCCUCAGCAAAAGGCACAUGACAGCCUGCUUGGAGUUUGCCAAAAGGCACCUAGAGGACUCUCAGACCAUGAGAAACAAGAUUCUCUGGUCUGAUAAUACCAGGUUUGAACUCUUUGGCCUGAAUGCCAAGCAUCAUGUCUGGAGGAAACCUGGCACCAUCCCUACGGUGAAGCAUGGUAUAGUGGCAGCAUCAUGCUGUGAGGAAGCACACACCCAAGACAACGCAGGAGUGGCUUUGGGACAAGUCUCUGAAUGUCCUUGAGUGGCCCAGCCAGAGCCCGCACUUAAACCCGAUCGACAUCUCUGAAGAGACCUGAAAAUAGCUGUGCAGCGACGCUCCCCAUCCAACCUGACAGAGCUUGAGAGGAUCUGCAGAGAAGAAUGGGAGAAACUCCCCAAAUACAGGUGUGCCAAGCUUGUAGCGAAUACUUAUGUAAAUGUGAUAUCUAUUUGUAUAAAUUAGCAAAAUUAUCUAAAAACCUGUUUUUGCUUUGUCAUUAUGGAUUAUUGUGUGUAGAUUGAGGGAAAAAUAACAAUUUAAUCAAUUUUAGAAUAAGGCUGUAAUGUAUCAAUGUGGAAAAAGUGAAGGGUUCUGAAUACUUUCCGAAUGCACUGUGUGUUUUUAUUUUUUCUCCUAACGUCUGAUGGGGGUCCCUGGUUUGCCUGGGAGGGGGUCCCUGGGCAAGAAAAGGUUGAAGACCCUUGUAGGGCUGGGUGAUGAAUCAAACUAAUUAAAAUGUGUAUUUUAGCACCAUAUUCCAAAUGCUUGUAUCACAAGAAUCAAAGUAAAAAAAAAUAUAUAGUGUUUUCAUGAGCGUUUGUCCGCUUGUUCUCAUGUUGUCAUUUUGGUCUCGUCUCCUUCGCUCCUUCUGUGCUGUGUUCACCUUCCCACUCGUACACCAAGCCCCUCCUGCUGACAUUUACAACGACGAAGAAGAAAGAUCACGUCUUCCUCUCUGACAUGUAGCUCCAACUCACUAUUUGCAUUUGAGAUUUGUUCCAACAGAAUUGGUCAUAUGUACACUGAAACACAUUGAGACAUUAGUUUACUGUAAUAGAGGAGAUCUUAACCUUUCUAAUGAUACCCUUUUUAUGUAUCUACUCCCAAAAUGUAGAGAGAGCAGACCCUACUGAAGUGAGAGUAUCAAUGAAAAGAUUUUCGGGAAAAUUAAUGCUCAGUUUCUGUCACACGUGGCAUUGCCACAGACUUAUGUGCCAACUGACUAGUCAGUUUUUUUUUAUAAAUGUGCAUUGAGCAUACAAAUAUGCUUUUAUAUAAGGAAUUGGCAACUCGUUCUCAAUCUGAGAAAUAAGCAUAUUCUUAUCCAGGUAGGCCACUUGAUUUCAACAUCUAAACAAAGUGGACAGGCUAGCAUGCUGUUGAAAAAGUUUGAGACGGACAGGGUGUGUUCAUAACAGUUCUACUUUGUUUGCUAGCUAAUAGAUCCAAGUUGGCUAGACUUGAAAUAUACAUUUUAGCUGGCUAUUCACUAGCACAUGGGCUUGUGCUUGAGAGAUUGAGUGUUAAUUUUCUAUAAUGCCUGCUACAAGAAGUUGUUAAUUAUUAGUGGGAAUGUGAAUGGUUCUGGUUAAAUUUGUAACAAAAAGGACAUUUUCAUAGACUGGCAUGAAUGCCGGAUCAGUGAUUACUGCAACAAAAUCAGGUUAAACUAUCUUGAUAAAAUAAUGACAUUAUUAGUGAGUCUUAUGGUUGUGGAAGGCUUAUAUUUAGCCAAUGUAUCAUUUCACAAGCCCUGAAUUCAUUAGCUUAUUGCUGACUGUUUUGAAAUGCAGUGAAUUGAUCUUUAAUUGUGCAACAAAGCUUGUUUUAUUGAUCUUUAAUUAUGCAACAAAGCUUGUUUAAAUAGAGAUAUACACUUAGUGUACAAAACAUUAUGAACACCUAAUCUUUCCAUGACAGACUGACCAGGUGAAAGCUAUGAUCCCUUAUUGAUGUCACUUGUUAAAUCCACUUCAAUCAGUGUAGAAGGGGAGGAGACCGGUUAAAGACUGAUUUUUAAGCCUCAAGACACUUGAAACAUGGAUUGUGUAUGUGUGCCACUGAGGGUGAAUGGACAAGACAAAAGAUUUAAGUGCCUUUUGAACGGGGUAUAGUAGUAGGUGCCAGACUCACCGUUUGUGUCAAGAACUACAACACUGCUGGGUUUUCAUGCUCAGCAGUUUCCCUUGUGUAUCAAGAAUGGUCCACCUAAAGGACAUCCAGCCAACUUGACACAACUGUGGGAAGCAUUGGAGUCAACAUGGGCCAGCAUCCCUGUGGAACGCUUUCGACACCUUGGAAAGUCCCUGCUCCGAUGAAUUGAGGCUGUUCUGAGGGCAAAAGGAGGGGAGGAGGGGAGGGGUCUUAAUGUUUUGUACACGCAGUGUAUAUUGGGACUUGGGCAUAAGUUAGAAAAAAAUGUAGAUAUGAUUUUUAGGCCAUAUCGCCCAGCCCUAGACCCCUGCUAGAAGGGAUUAAGUGUCACAUGUUAAACUUGUUCCUGGUAAUAAAUGGGACAUUCACAUUCAGUACCUGUCUUUGUCCAAUCAGGUAUGUGUGUGCAUGUUAAUGAGAUCAGGACAAAUAGAGCAGGACAGUUGAUAUGGAACAUGUAUUUACACUAAACACACACAAAUUACACUACACACACAACCAAAAAAAGCACAGAACUCUCAUUUGCGUGUCAGAGUUCGCCCCGAUCACAGCUCAUUGCAUGUGAAUGGAGUGCUCUCUACUGUUAAUACCUGCUCAUUGCAAUUUGUUUCCCUGCUCACUUCUGCAGCAAGGUAGAGGUGUGUGUGCGUGCACAGUCAUUAUUUGUGACAAUCUCGUGUGUGUGUGUGAGGCUGAACAUCUGAAAUACUGCAAGAGAGGUUGAGGGAGAGGUGUGUGUGUGUGUGUGUGUGUGUGUGUGCUUCUCAGCUCCCAUCUCAGUGAUUAGUUCCCAGUGUUGAGGCUGUAUAGGGUUGACUCAGCUAAAGCUCUCUCUCAGCCUCCCUUCAACCUCUCACCACUCUGUUUUGACCGGGGACGCGAUGCAACUGAUGAAUUCUUCAUUCCCAGUUAAAACCAGAUAUCACACACACACACACACACACACCCUCUGCUCUGUGACAUUAGCUGUAGAGGGAGAUACGGUGGUUUAUUCUGUCACUGUGUUACUGUCUCACACACGACAAAAGACACCUCUGCCUAGCUCGGCAGAAUCUCUGUUUUCAUUAUUGCUCGCUUUCUCACACAAACUCUCACUCUCACUAUAUAUACACACACACACACACACACACACACACAGAUUAUAUAUGUUGCUCAUUGAUUUCCUCCUGGUAAAUGAAGCUGAAUGUUGUUGCAGAGUCUCUAUCCUCUCAUCACACUGUUCUAGCCUAGCACUCUUGGGAGGUGUGUGUGUGUGUGUGUUCAUGAUGAGCUGCAGUGAUGGGCCUCUGUCUAUGUGACAGCUCUAUACAGAUAGCUGAGGUGUGUGUAAUUGCCUAUCUAGAGGAGAACGUUUGGUAAUGACAUUAGCAGAACAUCGCAGCAUGGAUUGUCUCUUCAAAUUAGCAUUAUUUAAAGAACACACUGAACACCUAUCAAUAAAAUUUUACUUCUAUAUGGCACAUUUUACAAGUACAUUAUAUCACACAAAGUGAAGUGGAAGGGUUGCUAAUGCAUAGAUAUCCCAGCAGGGGGCAGAAUUGAGCCAAAGAACAACCAAAGAUGGGGCUGAAAUACAGAGCAGGAGGAUGGAGAGCGGAACCCUUGGUUGAAAAAGAGAAACGGAGAGAGUACAAGAGGGAGGGAGAGUGAGGCUGAAAUAAUACAGGCUGGUUCUGUGUUACCGCGGUGUUGCGUUACCAGGGAUACAGGGUGAAAUCUCAACCACAGAGGUUUGGUUACGGUAGCUAGGAUCAGCUACGGUCAGCAAGGCUGGGGACAGUCAGGACGGGGGAACACACACAAUUCUCUGAGUUUCUCUCUCUCUUUUGAUAUUAUUAGGAUAUGAUAGCUUGAUAGUCUUAUUUUACUGUUUUACUAAUCAAAAGUUCACAACCGAUUUUAAUUACGUUAAUUAUUUUGACAUUUUGGAGAUGUAAUUUUAAAAAAACUGAUUUAAGGCCAUCCACUCCAGAUUGCGGUUAAGAGAGGGAGAAAUGUGAAGUAGUGCUUACACAAGUGUGUGUGUGUGUGUAUAUAUAUAUAUAUAUAUAUAUAUAUAUAUAUAUAUAUAUAUAUAUAUAUAUAUAUAUAUAUAUAUAUAUAUAUAUAUACAAAAGUAUGUGGACACCCUUGCAAAUGAUUGAAUUUGGCUAUUUCAGCCACACCCGGUUGCUGACAGGUGUAUAAAAUCUAGCUCACAGCCGUGCAAUCGCCAUAGACAAACAUGGCACCGUCGUAGAAUGCCACCUUUCCAACAAGUCAGUUUGUCAAAUUUCUGCCCUGCUAGAGCUACCCAGGUCAACUGUAUGUGGUGUUAUUGUGAAGUAGAAAUGUCUAGGAGCAACAACGGCUCAGCCGCGAAGUGGUAGGCCACACAAGCACACAGAACGGGACAACCGAGUGCUGAAGCACGUAGCGAGUGAAAAUCAUCUGUUAUAGCAGCAAAGGGGGGGGGGGAUCAACUCCAUAUUAAUGCCCAUGAUUUUGGAAUGAGAUGUUCGACGAGCAGGUGUCCACAUACUUUUGGUAAUGUAGUGUAUGUUCGGUGUGUGUGUGUGUGUGUGAGAAAUGGGGGAUUGUUGUGUAAUGAAUUCUGUUAAAAGAGCUCAGCCAUGAGAACAGGCAUGAAAUAUUCAGAGACGAGCUGACUGGACUAGCUGUCACAACACACAUACGCACGCACACACACACACAGUCAGAAACUUUCACUCGCUCUUUCUUCUUGGGGGGGGGGCUCAGGGUGCUGUCACUCAAGCCUGCUGCUAUUGAUGUCACAUGUCCCCAAGAAGGUACAUCAUCCUAGGACACGCACUCAAACACCACACACAUACACCCACUCAAACACACACACCAUCUGCAGCUGUUUUUUUCAGAGGAAUAUCACUGUGACAGUCUCUCUUCCUCUGUUCUGUCUUUCUCUACACUUCUCUCUCCCCCCUCCUUUCUCUCCCCCCUAUCUCUCCCCCCUCUCUCCCCUCUAUCUCUCCCCCCUCUCUCGCCCGCUCUCUCUGCCCCCUCGCUCUCUCGCUCUCUGUGCCCCCCUUGCUCGCUCUCUUCCCCCCCCCCUCCUCCCUCAGCUCUUGGCUCUGUGUUUGGGUAUAUUCAUAGAUCCCAGCUGUCCACCAACUCCUCUCUGUACUCAGGGGGGUCACUAUGUUAUUUAAUUGGUUCCAAAAACUUACACACACACACACACACACACGUUUUUCCCUGCAACAGGUGUGAUGUCAGUAGGAGCGCGGCAAGGCGCCACACGUCACCAUGGCUACUAGCUGGCACCAGGCGACCAUGCUGCUCAGCCCUCCUCUCUGUCAUCAUCCUCCCCUCCCUCAGUCCCCCUCUUCUUCCCAUCCCUUGCUGCAUCUCUGUCUCUGUCUCUCUGUCUGUCUGUGUCUCUCUCCCCACCCCUCUGGUGGUGUGGUGAAAGGCAUUCUGGGAUAGACAGGCUAGUGAAGAGGCUGAUAGGGCCAGGCAGGAGAUGGACAAAUGGGUUGUCAUGGGAACAAACGGAUGACAUGGCUGUGCUGCUGUCACUUGCAUCAUAUCGCCAUGCCAACCCCAGAUGGACUACGGCUGUUUCCUCUCCCCUCUCAUCAGCCAGAACACAACCUGUCUUUUCCCUGUAUUUAUUCCACUCAUUCUCUCACUCUAUCUACUGUCUCCUGUUUUCCACUCGGACCACAUGAUGGUCUCUUCUCCCCUCUGUGAUAUAGAAAUUCAGAGGCAAAAGUUGAGGUGUGUGUGAGUGAGCCAGGUCCUGGAUAAAGAUUAGCAAAGAAGACUGUAUAAAAUAAAUAAUACAAAUACUGAGCUAUAUUGUAUGAGGGAAAAAAAGGGAAAUGUAUAUUAUUGUAUACUAAUAGAAAUUAGAAAUGUUUGUUUAACAAGUAGUCGAAUGUAAUCUAAAAAAGAUGGGGAUCAAAAUGAUCUUGCUGGAAGAUCCACUUGUAGUUUCAGCCUCCUGGCAGAGGCAACCAGGUUUCUGGCUUAAAUGUCCUGGUACUGGGCAAAGUUCAUGAUGCCUUUCACCUUAACAAGGGCCCCAGGACCAGUGGAAGAAAAACAGCCCCAUAACAUCAAAGAUCCACCACCAUAUUUUACAGUAGGUAUGGGGUUCUUUUCUGCAUAUGAUUCCUAUUUUCUAUUCCAAACCCACCUUCGGUGUGCAUGGCCAAAGAGCUCUUUUCAUGUCAUCACCAAAUGUAAAUGCCUGCAGUUUGCUAAACGGCAUUGGCAUUUGGAUUGGAACCAGUGCUAUGGUCAGAUGACAUAGAAAUAGAGCUCUCCGGCUGUGUGCACCCUAGUGGUGGAUUUGGCGUCUGAAAAAAAUAGUACUUGUUAAACAAAAUCUCUUUCUCUGAGCAAUUGUAUUAGUAUAAUAUAAUAUCCCAAUAUUUUGAGCAUACAAUAUUGCUCAGUCUUUGUAUUUAUUUUAUACAGGCUUUUUUGGUCAUCUUUAUCAAGGGUGCCAAUCAUUUUGGACCUGACUUUAUUUUGCACUGCUUUGAUAGAACAAACACAUGCUGUACUGUACACAACCAUCAGAAAGACCCAGAUUUCCUAAGAGUUUCCACUUGCUAUUUCUCAGCACUGUUGAAAAAUGAAACUGCCUUUAUACUUAUUUGAGUCCUUCUCUUUCUUUUAGGUCGGCAUGUUUGUUUUCUUCUCUUAAAAAUUGUCUCUUAACUUGGAGUUGAUGCCAAUGCUUAGUUAGUCAUGCACUUAAGACACCAUGCUGUUUUGUCCCUUUAAAAAAAAAAUCAUACUGUGUACACACUUUGAAUUUUCAUGUGAAACACAUGAGUGUGUCCUGUCGGGACGCUAUGCUGACGCACUGUGGGGGGGGGGGGGGGGGUGUACGUCACUCACAUUCUCCUACUGGCCAAGUCAGGAUGGAACACACACACACACACACACACACAGGUAACCAAGGGGACUAGGGCCUGUGAAUACCUGUGGGCGGCAAGUAGCUUAGUGGUUAAGAGCGUUGUGCCAGUAACCGAAAGGUCGCUGGUUCUAAUCCCUGAGCCGACUAGGUGAAAAAUCUGUCUGUGCCCUUGAGCAAGGCACUUAACCCUAAUUGCUCCUGUAAGUCGCUCUGAAUAAGAGCGUCUGCUAAAUUACUAAAAUGUACAAUUUAACAGGUGGGGUUGGCUUACAAUCAAAGGAUUGUUGACAACAUGUGAACUAUAUUUCCUUUCUUCCUUUCCAUCCCUCCUUUUUCCCUCAUCUCUCUACUUGUCUCUGUUUCAUUCUUAUUCCCUUACUCUCCAACUCUCCUGUCUUCACUCCACUGUUGUUCUCCGCCAUCCUUCAUGUCUGUGAGACGUCACAGCUCCCUUGACCCCUCCACCCCCCUCCCUCACUCUCCCCUCCCUCUCUCCUUAUCUUCUGAAAUAUAAUCUGUUUAUUUCUUUCUGCAGAAGAGGAGAGAGGGAGUGGAGGAGAACAACAUGUUUGCUGACGGGAGGGUUGUUGAUGCAUUAUUCUGUUUGUUCCUCCUCUCUCUCCCUCCAUCCUUCACUCUGAGCCCCUGUUCCUGAGUUAUUACACUAAUCACCAGUGAGCUGAGAGCUUUACACACUGACAGGCCAAUCCACACACACACACAUUUUCUCUCUAGUCUUUUCUCCUCGUCUCAAAUUUUCUGCUUUAGUUCCCACAGUAAAGACUCCUCCCACUCUCUGCCUGUCCUUCACUUUCUAUUAUAAGGUUUAUUCAGUUUUGACAUUACCAGUACACUAAUAUUAUAUAGGAGAUUUACUGUGAAUUGAUUGAGCUAGCGUCGCGUAAUACGAUGUAUGUGCACCCAUUUAUACAUGACAGAAGGGACACGGAGUCCUGUGCUAAAGUCAAAUACCUGUGUGUGUGCAUGCAUACAUUAUAAUGUCCCAUGAUUGGAGUGUUUUUGUUUGAUUAAUUAGUCAUUAUUUGUGAUCUAGAACAUGUGUCUAUCCCCCUCCAUCCCUCACCUACACACACACACACACACCUCUGAAUGACUCAACCUGGGUGAAGAUGAAUGUGCUAGCAUGGGUUUCUGUCCUCACUUGUAGCAUACAACCCUGAGUGUGUUUGAGUUUGUGCUUUGAUGUGUGUUAAUGGGGCACUCUCAUUGUGAAUAGCUUAUAGAGUGUAGCUCUACUCUGCCAAGUCAGCCAUUACGCAAUAUUGAACUACCUACCGCCCUCUCACUUGCUGAUUUGCUUUCCGUCUUUUUCUCCUUCUUUCUACCUCUCCCUGUCUUGUGGUAUUUCUACCUCAAUUCCAGUCUCUACCUCUCUCCCUCUUUUCUCUCUCUUGCUGUAUUGCUCCUUUGUCUUCUCUCUGUGCUUAUCCUCCUCUGUCUCUCUCUCUGUCUCUCUGUCUCUCUCUCUCUGUCUCUCUCUGUCUCUCUCUCUCUGUCUCUCUCUGUCUCUCUCUCUCUGUCUCUCUCUGUCUCUGUCUCUCUCUCUCUCUCUCUCUCUCUCUCUCUCUCUCUCUCUCACUCCUGCAAUGUUGCUCCCUAGCCUCCUUUCUCUUCUGUCUUUCUUUGUUUACAUGUUAGUCAUUUAGCAGACGCUCUUAUACAAUUAGUGCAUUCAUCUUAAGAUGGCUAGGUGGGACAACCACAUCACAGUCAUAGUCAGUACAUUUUCCCUCAAAGUAGCUAUCAGCAAAGUCAGAGCUAGUAAUGGGGAAAAGAGCCAAGUGUUAGUUGGGGGGGGGGGGGGUUAUUUAAAAUACUCUUUGAAGAGGUAGGGCUUCAGAUAUUUUCAGAAGAUGGGCAGAGACUCUGCUGUCCUAGCUUCAAGGGGAAGCUGGUUCCACCAUUGGGGUGCCAGGACAGAAAAGCACUUGGACUGGGCUCUGCACUGGCUGCCUGUGAGUUUUUUAUAGAAUAAAUGAAGAUUCUUCUAUCGGUUUUUAAAUCAAUCCACGACUGUGCACCCUAAUACAUGUCAGACAUGCUCCCUCAGGUCCUCUGGCAUUGGCAUUUUAACUAUCCCAAAGCCUGGGACCAAGAGGCAUAGAGAGGCAGCCUUGAGUUUUUAUGCUCCCAGCCUCUGGAAUAGCCUGCCAGAGAACCUGAGUGGGGCCGGAACUGUGGACAUAUUUAAAAGAGAUCUUAAAACACACCUUUUUAGCUUUGCUUUUCCUCAGGGUGCUUUUUAGUCGUUCUUAUGUUUGUUGUGUCGUAAAUGUGGACACCCCUUCAAGUUAGUGGAUUUGGCUAUUUCAGCCACACUCGUUGCAGACAAACAUUGGCAGUAGAAUGGCCCGUACUGAAGAGCUCCAUGACUUUCAACAUGGCACCGUCAUAGGAUGCCACCUUUCCAACAAGUCAGUUUGUCAAAUUUCUUCCCUGCUAGAGCUGCCCCGGUCAACUGUAAGUGCUCUUAUUGUGAAGUGGAAAAGUCUAGGAGCAACAACGGCUCAGCCGCGAAGUGGUAGGCCUCAGAAGCUCACAGAACGGGACCGGCGAGUGCUGAAACUCGUAGCGCAAUGCACGUGUCGGCUGGAGUGGUGUAAAGCUCGCCAGCAUUGGACUCUGAAGCAGUGGAAACGCGUUCUCUGGAGUGAUUAAUCACGCUUCACCAACUGGCAGUCCGACGGACGAAUCUGGGUUUGGCGGAUGCCAGGAGAACGCUACCUGCCCGAAUGCAUAGUGCCAACUGUAAAGUUUGGUGGAGGAGGAAUAAUGGUAUGGGGCUGUUUUUAAAAGGUUCGGUCUAGGCCCCUUAGUUUAAGUGAAGGGAAAUCGUAACGCUACAGCAUACAAUGAGAUUCUAGACGAUUCUGUGCUUCCAACUUUGUGGCAACAGUUUGGGGAAGGCCCUUUGCUGUUUCAACAUGACAAAGCCCCUGUGCACAAAGCGAGGUCCAUACAGAAAUGGUUUGUUGAGAUCAGUGUGGAAAAACUUGACUGGCCUGCACAGAGCCCUGACCUCAACCCCAUCGAACACCUUUGGGAUGAAUUGGAAAGCCAAUGCGAGCCAGGCUUAACCGGCCAACAUCAGUGCCCGACCUCCCUAACGCUCUUGUGGCUGAAUGGAAGCAAGUCCCACAGCAAUGUUCCAACAUCUAGUAGAAAGCAAUCCCAAAAGAGUGGAUGCUGUUAUAGCAGCAAAGUGGGGACCAACUCAUUAUUAAAGCCCAUGAUUUUGGAAUGAGAUGUAAGACAAGCAGGUGUCCACAUACUUUUGGCUAUGUAGUGUUUUUCAGUUUUUAUUUAAAUUGUUUUUUAUACUGAACAAAAAUAUAAAUGCUACAUGUAAUGUGUGGUCCCAUGUUUCAUGAGCUGAAAUAAAAGAUCCCAGAAAUGUUCCAAUACGCACAAAGCUUAUUUCUCUCAAAUGUUGUGCACAUUUGUUUUGUUUACAUUCCUGUUAGUGUGCAUUUCUCCUUUCCCUGGAUAUUCCCCACCUGUCCGGUGGAUGGAUUAUCAAGAAGCUGAUUUAAACAGCAUGAUCAUUACGAAGGUGCAGCUUGUGCUGGGGACAAUAAAAGGCAACUAAAAUGUGCAGUUUUGUCACACAACACAAUGCCACAGAUGUGUCAAGUUUUGAGGGAGCGUGCAAUUGGCAUGCUGACUGCAGGAAUGUCCACCAGAGCUGUUGCCAGAGAAUGUAAUGUUCAUUCAGAGAAUUUGUCAGUACGUCCAAACGGCCUCACAACCGCAGACCACGUGUAACCAGGCCAGCCCAGGGCCUCCACAUCCGGCUUCUUCACCUGCUGGAUUGUCUGAGCCCAGCUGAUGAAACUGUUGGUUUGCAUAACCAAAUAAUUUUUGCACAAACUGUCAGAAACCGUCCCAGGGAAGCUCAUCUGUGUGCUCGUCAUCCACACCAGGGUCUUGACCUGACUGCAGUUCUGACUUCAGUGGGCAAAUGCUCUCCUUCGGUGGCCACUGGCACGCUGGAGAAGUGUGCUCUUCACAGAUGAAUCCCGGUUUCAACUGUACCGGGCAGAUGACGAGAUCCUGAGGUCCAUUGUCGUGCCAUUUAUCCGCCGCCAUCACCUCAGGUUUCAGCAUGAUAAUGCACAGCCCUAUGUGGCAAGGAUCUGUACACAAUUCCUGGAAGCUGAAAAUGUCCCAGUUCUUCCAUGGCCUGCAUACUCACCAGACAUGUCACCUAUUGAGCAUGUUUGGAAUGCUCUGGAUCGACGUGUAUGACAGCAUUUUCCAGUUCCCACACCUCCACAUAGUUGAUCAGGCUGUUGAUUGUGGCCUGUGGAAUGUUGUCCCACUCCUCUUCAAUGGCUGUGCGACACACCUCCAACUAUGUGGAGGUGUGUCGCGCUGCAUGAGGCAAAUGGUGGUCACACCAUAUACUGACUGGUUUUCUGAUCCACGUCCCUACUUUUUUUUUUUAUGUAUCUGUGACCAACAGAUGCAUAUCUGUAUUCCCAGUCAUUCCAUAGAUUAGGGCCUAAUGAAUUUAUUUCAAUUGACUGAUUUCCUUAUAUGAACUGUAACUCAGUAAAAUCUUUGAAAUUGUUGCAUGUUGCGUUUUUAUAUUUUUGUUCAGUGUAUUCAUUUUUUUCUGUGAAGCCCAUUCUGUUGCAUUCCAUGUCUGAAAUGUGCUGUAUAAAUAAAGCUUGAUUUGAUUUAGGCUGAGCGGGAGCCGUAGGGUUGGGAGUACAAGAGACCUGAGGUGGCAGAACGGUUUGGGGUGUAGGGUUUGAGCAGAGCCUGAAGGUAGGGAGGGGCUUGCUGCUCCGUAGGCAAGCACCAUGGUCUUGUAGUGGGUGCGCUCUGCGACUGGAAGCCAGUGGAGUGUACGGAGGAGAGCGGGGUGACAUGGGAGAAUUUGUGAAGGUUGAACACCAGGCAGGCUGCAGCAUUCUGUUUCUUUUGAUUUAUUUGCCUCUGUUUCUCCUAGCUUAGAAUGUAGCUGUACUCUGCCAAGUCAGUCAUUACACAAUAUUGAACUACCUACCUUCCUCUCUCUCUUGCAGGAUCGCUGAUUUCCAUAUCCUCUCUUUUUUUUCCUCCCUCUCCUCCUUUUGUCUCUCACUCUCUUGCAGUAUUUCUCCCUCAAUUCCUCUCUACCUCUUUCUUUCAGUACCUCCCUCUUUUUUUCUCUUGCUGUAUUUCUACUUUGUCUCCUCUGAGCUUAUCAUCCUCUUUCUCUCUCUCUCUCUCUCUCCUGCAAUAUUGCUCCCUAGCCUCCUCCCUCUCUUAUCCGUCCCUCUGUUCUCUUGCUCUCUUGUUUGUUAACUCAGUGUCUCUUGUUUGUUCUGCCUCUGUUUCUCCUUGACCACUGACUCUCCUCUUAGGUCCCAGCCAUCCUGAAGAGCCGUGGUGGAUUUAAACAUACACAUAUAGGUAUCUGCCAAAAUAAAGGAAACGCCAACGUAGUGUUUUGAAUAAGGCGUGGGCCACCAUGAGCCAGAAUGGCUUCAAUGCACCUUGGCAUAGAUUCUACAAGUGUCUGGAACUCUAUUGGAGAGAUGAAGACACCAUUAUUCCGUGAGAAAUUCCAUAAUUUGGUGUUUUGUUGAUGGAGGUGGAAAAACGCUGUCUCAGGCGCCGCUACAGAAUCUCCCAUAAAUGUUCAAUUGGGUGGAGAUCUGGUGACUGAGACGGCACAUAUGGUUUGUAUCAUUUUCAUGCUCAUCAAACCAUUCAGUGACCACUCGUGCCCUGUGGAUGGGGGCAUUGUCAUCCUAUGGGGCCAUAGCCAUGGUAGCCAAAAUAAUGGCCUGCCCAGCAUUUUUAUACAUGACCCUAAGCAUAAUGGGAUGUUAAUUGCUUAAUUAACUCUGGAACCACACCUGUGUGGAAGCACCUGCUCUCAAUAUACUUUGUAUCCCUCAUUUACUCAAGUGUUUCCUUUAUUUUGGCAGUUACCUGUAUGUGAUAUGUAGGGCCAGGGGUUCUUCCUGGUCACAUCAUGAAAACACUGCUUUGUAUUGAAAUAUGUACUGUACUGUGAGAUAGAUAGAUAUGCCUUCCCGCAUGCACACACCCAUGAACACACACACUCUUUCCCUAACUGUGUUGUGUGGUUUGUCCCCAGGGUCAGGGUAUCCCUACACUCAGGCUCCACCCCGGGACUUUCUAUCUGGUAAACCCAAACAACCAUUAUGAUUAUCACCACAUCCUAACGUAUUAAAACAUUAUUAAACAAUAAUAAUACCUACUGAACCGUAUUAAACACAUUCAAGGUGGGUCCUAAUCCCCCCGCCCCCCCCCAUUAAUAAUGCCAUCAAUUAAACAACAACACCAUCUGUCUGUCUCAUUGUGAAGGCUUCAAAGUGUUUUUUUUAUGAUGCUGUGUGUGUGUGUGUGUGUGUGUGUGUGUGUGUGUGUGUGUGUGUGUGUACGUUUUACUAUACGUGUGAGUACCAGUAGCCCUCACAAGAAUAGCAAACCAACUAAAAUUAAGAUAAGUGAGAACAUUUUGCUGGUCCUCACUUGUAAAAAGGCAAUUUUAGGCUAAGGGAUUAGGUAGGUUUAAGAUUAGGGGAUUUUAUUUUUUGAAUGGGAAUAAAUUCUUGGUCCCCAGAAAGUAUAGUGACAUAGGUGUGUGUAUGUCAGUAACAGGUUGAAGUAAGGCUGGCACAAUUACUGUGGAAAUGACGGUUAUGGAUGAAUACCGUCAUAAAAAUAAAAUAACUGUCAUAACCGGGUGGGUUUAAAAGAGAAAAAAUAGACUGAAGACAGGACGGCCGGGCAUUCGUGCGUUUGAGUCAGUUUCUGAGGUAACAUGAUUAAACUUUGUUGCCUCUUGCUGAAACAAGGGUUAGCACAUUCCUGGAUCCUUGGGAUGUCCCUACCCUAAACCAUAACCCUUACCUUAAAGGAUAUUUUUAUUUUUAUUUUUAUUUUAUUUUUUUAACCAAAUCUAAAAAAAAAAAUUAUGCAAAUGCCAUGUUAUAGAAGGGUCCAGACACCUUUUUUCAUUUUCCCUUGUUUUUGAGAAACUUACCGCAACCAGCGAUUUCAUUUCCUCAUCCUCGUUGUGCAGUACUGGGGCUCUGAAAAAACAUAUUAACAUAUGCUCCAAAAACACCCAAAUACACCAUUUUAGAAACGGAAACGGUCACUAUAGUGAUGCAGGUCUUUAGAAGUUGGACACGUGAAAUUGUCCGCAACGUUAUAUUCUAUUUUGUGCGACUUGAGCCAUUUCCUCUAUCCAGCUGUUCUGUUCUGUGUAGCCUGCUGCUACAGGUAACUACCAUAAUAAAGGAAACUUGCCUUUGGCAUAAAGUCUACAAGUAUCUUGAACUUCCUGUGUGGAAGCACCUGCUUUCAAUAUACUUUGUAUCCCUCAUUUACUCAAGUGUUUCCUUUAUUUUGGCAGUUACCUGUAGAAUGGACGGUGAGGUAUCUCUCGAGUUGCAACAAAAUGGAAUAUAACAUUGCGGAUAAAGGUCGGAAUUACAAUGUUAUGUGUACAACGUCUAAAGAGCUGCAUCACUAUACGGAGAGCAAUUCCAUUUCAAAAAGGACAUACAGUGCUUUCGGAAAGUAUUCAGACCCCUUGACUUUUUCCACAUUAUGUUACAUUACAGCCUUAUUCUAAAAUGUAUUAAAUUGUUUUUUCCCCCUCAUUAAUCUACACACAAUAACACAUAAUGACAAAGCAAAAACUGGUUUUUAGAAAUGUUUGCAAACAAAACGGAAAUAUUACAUUUACAUAAGUAUUCAGACCCUUUACUCAGUACUUUCUUGACGCACCUUUGGCAGCAAUUACACCUUCAAGUCUUCUUGGGUAUGACGCUACAAGCUUGACACACCUGUAUUUGGGGAGUUUCUCCCAUUCUUCUCUGCAGAUCCUCUCAAGCUUGUUCGGGUUGGAUGGGGAGCGUUGCUGCGCAGCUAUUUUCAGGUCUCUCCAAUAGAUGUUCGAUCGGGUUCAAGUCUGGGCUCUGGCUGGGCCACUCAAGGACAUUCAGAGACUUGUCCCGAAGCUACUCCUGCGUUGUCUUGGCUGUGUGCUUAGGGUUGUUGUGCUGUUGGAAGGUGAACCUUCGCCCUAGUCUGAGGUCCUGAGCGCUCUGGAGCAGGUUUUCAUCAAGGAUCUCUUUGUACUUUGGUCCGUUAAUCUUUCCCUCGAUCCUGACUAGCAAAGAGUCUGAAUACUUAUGUAAAUAAGGUAUUUCCAGUUUUUUAAUUUUUUAUGAAUUUGCUAAAGUUUCUAAAAACCUGUUUUCACUUUGUCAUUAUGGAGUAUUGUGUGUAGAUUGAGGAUUUGUUUUUAUUUAAUCCAUUUUAGAAUAAGUCUGUAACUUAACAAAAUGUGUCGAAGGGGUCUGAAUACUUUCCGAAUGCACUGUAUUUGGGUGUUUUUCAGAGCCUGCCAAACUGCACAACAAGGAUGAGGAAAUGAAUCGCUGGUUGGGGUAAGUUUCUCAACAAGUGAACUCGCUAAAAAAGUGAAUGGGCCCUUCUAUAACAUGCCAUUUACAUCAACAAAAGAGAUUUGGUUGUAAAAAAGAUUCUCCUUUAACCAUUUUAAAAAUGUAAACUUCAAUGGGGUGACGUCAGAGUUGGGAAGUCCGAAGGUGUUGUAGAAAAUGAGUCUUUAGUUGCCUAGGAAUCCCCCCUCCCCCCAAGGAAUAUAUGUAAUUUUAUCAAGUUUUACAUUUUAGUCAUUUCGCAGACGCUCUUAUCCAGAGCGAUUUACAGUUAGUGAGCGCAUACAUUUUCAUACUGGCCUCCCGUGGGAAUCGAACCCACAACCCUGGCGUUGCAAACGCCAUGCUCUACCAACUGAGCUACACGGGACUAUCAGAUGGAAUUUUAUCAGAUGACAUCGAGUGGUACUUCAGAUUAUCACCGGUGUCUGUAAUGACUGUAUCUCUGGCCUUCUGUGGGACUUAUCACAUGUAAAAUAUAUAACAAAACAUUUUAAAAUGGAAUGACUGCUGUAAAAUGGAUCCUAAAUAUAAACCAUCAACUUGUUGAAUUAUCAUUUUUUGUUUUAAUAUUAGGGUUUCAGCAUGAAAUAUCACUUCAAUGUUUUUACACACUUAUUUAUUUUACUGUGUCAGUCUUUUUGUAAAUGUUUUGGGGCGAAACGACAUGUUUUGAAAAAAGACAAUAGUUGGAAGAGUUGCAAAGUUAAUUGAUAAUAACGUCAUUGUUAAUUACAUGCUUUUUUCAUUCAUUAGGCUAUUUUCUCUUGAACCAUAUGGUCUAUCCACUAGAAACUCAUGGAGAAUAUGGACACAGAUAUAAAAUAUUUAUACAAAAAAGUAAGUUAUUAAAGUAUAAAUUACCAAAGUUACCAUAGAUUCCAAUAACUUUGGUAAAUAAAUGACCAGUAGAUCUGCAACCCUAGCUAUAACCCAUGGCCUCAUCAUGCCCCAGCUACAUACAUCUUAUAGAGUAGUGGGUUUUCAAGAGGGAGUAACUUUUUUGUUCUGGUGAAAUGGAGAAUUACUACUAUCCUUCUCUCUCUCUGCACACACAAACACUAGCUACACUGCCUGAAGUCAUGCAUUAAUCAAAGGUGUGUGUGUGUGUGUGUGUACUUGUGUGAGGGAACAACUACAGCUCUUUUCUGCCCAGGGUUAUGUUGCCUGACUAAUAAAGAGAAAUCCAUGUAUUAGUAUGGGUCUGGAGGGAGACGGAUGGCUUUGAUUUAAGCAGUGAGAACUACAGUAUGACAGAGUGAUCAAUAUACAGGCCAGUUCGCCCUGCUUUAAGAACACUAAAAUGAUCCAUGACCACACACUCUUAUUAAUGCCUUAAUUAUCAGGCCGUGUGUGUGUGUGUGUGGGUGUGUGCUGCUCCCCUAUUUGGUCCUGAGGCAAUUGUCUUGUCUGCUUAAUUUAGUAAAUUACAGAACGAACUAAAUAUUACUUUUCAAUGUUGCCUGCUCCUGAGCAUUCUCACUACUUAGAAAAACAUAUUGUAGGGCUUUCAUUUACAUUUUACAUUUUCCUCAUGCCCCUUUUCAUGACGUUGCUAACAGCCAUGUGAGUGCUAGCUACCAACCGGAACGUUAAGAUGGCAGAGACCAACAACACAAACAAAUGGACUGUACAGCUACAAGUAGUGAGUGGAGUUACAAAAAAGCCAAUACUAAACAAGUUAAAUGUCUUACCUGUGAUGAAAUGUUUCCCACACACAUAGUUACGUGUAGCCUACAUGGACACCGGGUGGAAUAGCUUGAAGCCACACGGCUCUUCUCACAGGCUCUAUUUCCCUACGUGGGAGCAUUGCAACACAUAGGUCGGGAUUUUGUACCUGGUUACAUUUACAUUGAACAACACAGCAGCUUUUCGGCAUGUUUUUGUUAUUUCUUUAACUAAAAAUCUACAAUGAAGUUUGCUCUUUUACAAUGGGAGUCAAUGGGAAAGAAUGUUUGUUUUACCCAAUUUGUCGGCGUGGUCGAGGGGAAUUCUUUAUGACGUGAAUAUCGACUCUGAGUAUUGCAUGAGCCACAUCAGUUAAGAUCAUUUGAACAAACAUUCUACAUUACCAUGGAAAUUAUUACACAAUACCAGGCAGCCAUUGGGAGUGUACCCAUUAGUUUACCAGUCAAAUUGCCAGGGUUAGAUGUUCCAAGCACAUUCUAUUUAUUCUUAUUUCUAUGUGUAAGCCUGUGCUCUCAUAAUGUAUUUUAUAUGUAUUAAACAUAUCUAUACAACUAUUGGCACUAAAAUGUAUGUGCAUAUUUGAGUGGAUCUACAGUAUGUGAAAUGCCUACAGUAUAUAUUUAUGCACAUUAUAAAUGUGUUUCACACCUCAAUGAUUUUGUGUGUGUGUCAGCAGAAUGGUUGAAACAGUGUGAAAAGUGCGUUGUGUAGCUGCAGUGAACUGCAGAGUGGAAGAGCUGACUCUGCAUCGAGAGAGAGGGACCGGAAAAGUAAAGGUCGAGCGUUAGACUGGGGGAGUGGGGGGAUUGGAAUGAGGGAGAGUGGGGUCAGGAAGCGAGGGGAAGUUUGAGAGAGAGAGGGAAGGCCUGGAGAAGGAGAGUGGGGUCAGGGAGAGCGGGGGAGUUUGAGAACGAGAGGGAGAGCGGGAGUUUGAGAAAGAGCGGGAUAGUAUGAGGGAAGACCUGGGAGAGGGAGGGGGAAAAUAAAGGCAGAAAAGAGAGGGAGCAUAGAAGGGGACUGACUAAGGGAGAGAAAGUGAAUGAGAGAAGAAGAAAGAGGGAAAGAGGAGGGAUAGGGAAAGAGGAGGGAUAGGGAAAGAGGGAAAGAGGAGGGAUAGGGAAAGAGGGAAAGAGGAGGGAUAGGGAAAGAGGGAAAGAGGAGGGAUAGGGAAAGAGGAGGGAUAGGGAAAGGGAGGGAGUGAAAGAAAGCAGCAGGUUUUUCUGCCCUUUGGUAAGCCAGGAAAUUAAGCAGCAAUCAUAGCCUACUGCUCCCCUGUGUGUCACCAUUGAUUAUUACUCUGUCUCUCUCAUCACUCGCUUUAUCCGUAUCUCCCUCUCGCUCUUAAACUUUCUCUCUUCCUCUCUCUCACUCCUAACAUUCUCUCCCCACUUUUCUUUCUCUCUAUCUCAUUCACGCACAUUCACACUCUCCCACUUAUGGUAAUGAAUCCUCAUUGUGAUCAUCAAUGGCACCAUCUGGCCUUCUACAGUCAGCGUUGACUGUUGUUAUAAUGGUUCACCUCUGGUGGGAGGUUUCAGUUACUGUAAGGGGAAGGGACAUGUGUUGAGCAUCAUUGUUCUCAUAUCAUCAUGAUGAUUAGCAUCAUCUUCAUAAUUCUGUCCUCUCCAACAUCAUCAUCAUCAUAAUCGUCAUCAUCAUUGCCCUCACUAAUCAUCAUUAUCAAUAUUGUGAUAAAGAAAACAUAUUAGCAUAGUGGGCCUCUGAGUACUGGGUCAAAAGCAGUGUUGUAAAAGUAAUCUGAUUACAUAACGUUGUUUGUGAUUACUUUGAGUAAUGGAGUAAAGUAACGCGUAACUUUUUCAAAUUGGGUAAUAUUAUUACAGUUACUUUGUCAAAGAACGCGUGCGUUAUGUUUAGAAUCAUAUCUCUACCGGGUGCGUGUUUCCACGAUCUGCUCUUGACUUGUUUCCUCAUUUAGUUCUCAAGCAAGCGGAGAAAGGCUGUUUGGAGAAAUGUCAUGACAGCUGCUGUCCAUAGAAAUGUAUAAAGGGGGCAUCUCUGAUCUUUGCAUUGAUCGUUUCUGUGAUAGCAAAGCCCAUAGUGGACAUUCCCGUCUAGUGGCAAGUGUGCCCUCUAUACAUCUCUAUGGGUCCGUGUACAUGCGGUCUAUAACCUGAACUGGUAGCGCAGCAAAGCAGCACCACAGAUGAAAGGAGAAACUAGUGAUCAAACCUGAGUUAGGCUACUUUCCAUCUUUGGUAGAGCUCGCCCUGCUCCCUCCACAGUCAAACAAAUUUAGAAAUGUUUUUUCAUAAAAGUAACGCAAAAUAAUAUAACUUGUUACUUUCCACACAAAGUAAUUUUGUAAAAUAACUUGUUACUUUUGUUAAAUGUAAUGAGUAAUAUGUAACAUUACUUUUUCAAGUAAAUAAUCCCAACACUGGUCAGGAGUUGUUCCACAAAAUCCAGGUCCUAGAUCUGAGCAGGACAAACUCCUCCCCUAGAACUGAGCAGGACAAACUCCUCCCCUAGAACUGAGCAGGACAAACUCCUCCCCUAGAACUGAGCAGGACAAACUCCUCCCCUAGAACUGAGCAGGACAAACUCCUCCCCUAGAACUGAGCAGGACAAACUCCUCCCCUAGAACUGAGCAGGACAAACUCCUCCCCUAGAUCUGAACAGGACAAACUACUCCCUUAGAUCUGAAUAACAGGUCCCACCUGUCCUCUAAGCAGGAUGGAGGAUAGAAGGGUUGUUGCCUUGACAACAUUCAUUGAAGAUUAUGGUGUGUGUGUGUGUGUGUGUGUGUGCAGUUUUGGACUAGGAUCAAAGUGUGUAUUGACGGAGAGAGAUUGGGACUAGCGCUCUCCACUUAGACUCACACUGAGAUAGGCAGGUAGCUUAGUGGUUAAGAGCGUUGUGCUAGUAACCGAAAGGUCGCUGGUUCUAAUCCCCGAGCCGACUAGGUGAAAAUCUGUCGACGUGCCCUUGAACAAGGCACUUAACCCUAAUUGCUCCUGUAAGUCGCUCUGGAUAAGAUGACUAAAAUGUAAAAAUGUAAAUGAGAUAGAAAGAACAGCAGAAAGAACUAAGAAGAAGAGAGGAAAGUAAAGACACAUGAGUUCAGAAAGAGAAGGCAAGAUGAAUGUAAUAGAGGGAGAUUUGGUGAGUAGAGUUUAGAGGGAGAAUGACAGUGAGAUUUAUCAGGUACCCCUCUGAGGCCUUCCUCCUCCCCAUCUUCUUCCAAGAUGGCGAGGUAGUGCAGUUGUUUUUUUAUCGUCUGUCUGUAAAUAGCCUGUAAAUACUCUAUUUUCGUACAUUUUUCGUACAUAUUUCCCUAUCAGACUUUUCAUCCUUCUACAAGAUAUACUUUCCUGCAACCCGCCUCACUCAAUGUGGAACGGAUUCUAUUAUUGACUUACCUUUAUCUAGAAUCUAGAAUCUCCAGUUGAAACUAGCUAGCCAGCUAACUAGCUACUUGCUAUUUGCUUUUAGCCACAGCUAAGGUGUUUUCAUCCAGAACAUUGGAUUUUUUCCGCGGGAUUAAUUUUAAUCACUGGACAUUGAUCACCGGAUAUUCGGCCAGUCUGCACAGCGCGUUAUCGACCCAGAACAUAUCAGUUCUUCCGCGGAAUCACUGAUUCACUGGACCUUUAACUCCGGAUUCAUCGCCACCAGCUGGCUACAACAAAACGGACGCUGUGGUCUGGCUAAUCAACCUGAGCUAGGCCCAUCUCCCGGCUAUCUACCUCUCUGUCAACCGGACGGGACCACCUAGUGUUGACACGGAGCCCCGCCGAUCCUACACGACUGGUCUGCCGACGAAAUCGUCUGAUGUGGUUACGACGUUAACCACGAAGAUUCCAUCCAUCUGCUAGCCCUGGCCCGCUAGCACACGCUAGCCGUGGCCUCUUACUAGUGUUUCACCACCGGACCUUAUGAUAACUCAGCUAUACAGCUGAUAUCUGCUGGACUGUUCCUUUUUACGGUACUACAUCCUGUUUAUGUUUAGCCUCAGCCCAAACAUGGUUAGUUUAUUGUUGUUUCGGUUAUUUCUAAUUGUACUAUAUCACUGUAGACCCCCCAGCCUAGCUAAACAUGCCUUAGUUAGCUCCUUUGUCCCUCCACCAAUACACUCAGAAACCGACUCAAUUGAUGCCUCUAGAGAUACUAUCUCUUUCAGUGUUACCCAACGCUUAGGUUUACCUCCACUUUACUCAUGUCCUUCCAUAUCCUUGUCUGUACAUAAUGCCCUGAAUCUUUUCUACAAUGCCCGGAGAACUGCCCCCUUUAUUCUCUGUACCCAACGCACUAGAAGACCAGUUCUUAAAGCCUUUAGUCGUAUCCUUAUUCUAGUCCUCCUCUGUUCCUCUGGUGAUGUAGAGGCUAACCCAGGCCCUGUAGCCCCCAGUAUCACUCCUACACCCCAGGAGCUAUCAUUUGUUGACUUCUGUAAUCGCAAAAGUCUUGGUUUCUUGCACAUAAAUAUCAGAAGUCUACUUCCUAAGUUUGAGUUAUUCACUGCGUUAGCACACUCUGCCAACCCUGAUGUUCUAGCAGUGUCUGAAUCCUGGCUCAGGAAGGCCACCAAAAAUUCUGAAAUUUCCAUCCCCAACUACAACAUUUUCCGUCUAGAUAGAACUGCCAAAGGGGGUGGAGUUGCAAUCUACUGUAGAGAUAGCCUGCAGAGCUCUAUCAUACUAUCCAGGUCUGUGCCCAAACAGUUUGAGCUUCUACUUCUAAAAAUCCACCUUUCCAGAAAUAAGUCUCUCACUGUUGCCGCUUGCUACAGACCCCCCUCAGCCCCCAGCUGUGCCCUGGACACCAUAUGUGAACUGAUUGCCCCCCAUUUAUCCUCUGAGUUUGUACUGCUUGGUGACCUAAAUUGGGAUAUGCUUAAUACCCCAGCCAUCCUACAAUCCAAGCUAGAUGCCCUCAACCUCACGCAAAUUAUCAACGAACCUACCAGGUACAACCCUAAAUCCUUAAACAUAGGUACCCUCAUAGAUAUCAUCCUGACUAACAUACCCUCUAAAUACACCUCAGCUGUCUUCAACCAGGAUCUCAGCGAUCACUGCCUUAUUGCCUGCGUCCGUAACGGGUCCGCGGUCAAACAACCACCCCUCAUCACUGUCAAACGCUCCCUAAAACACUUUAGCGAGGAGGCCUUCCUAAUUGACCUGGCCCAGGUAUCCUGGAUGGAUAUAGAUCUCAUUCCGUCAGUAGAGGAUGCCUGGUUGUUCCUUAAAAGUAAUUUCCUCUCAAUCUUAAAUAAACAUGCCCCUUUCAAAAAAUACAGAACUAAGAACCGAUAUAGCCCCUGGUUCUCCUCAGACUUGACUGCCCUUGACCAGCACAAAAACAUCCUGUGGCGUACAGCAUUAGCAUCAAAUAGCCCCCGCGAUAUGCAACUUUUCAGGGAAGUUAGGAACCAAUAUACACAAGCAGUCAGGAAAGCAAAGGCUAACUUUUUCAAACAGAAAUUUGCAUCCUGUAGCACUAACUCCAAAAAGUUUUGGGACACUGUAAAGUCCAUGGAGAAUAAGAGCACUUCCUCCCAGCUGCCCACUGCACUGAGGCUAGGAAACACUAUCACCACCGAUAAAUCUACAAUAAUCGAGAAUUUCAACAAGCAUUUUGCUACAGCUGGCCAUGCUUUCCAUCUGGCUACCACUAACCCGGCCACCAACUCUGCACCCUCUGCUGCAACUUGCCCAUGCCCCCCCCCGCUUCUCCUUCACACAAAUUCAGACAGCUGAUGUUUUGAAAGCGCUGCAAAAUCUGGACCCCUACAAAUCAGCUGGGCUAGACAAUCUGGACCCUUUCUUCCUAAAACUAGCCGCCGAAAUUGUCGCAACCGCUAUUACUAGUCUGUUCAACCUCUCUUUCAUAACGUCUGAGAUCCCCAGAGAUUGGAAAGCUGCCGCGGUCAUCCCCCUCUUCAAAGGGGGUGACACUCUAGAUCCAAACUGCUACAGACCUAUAUCCAUCCUGCCCUGCCUUUCGAAAGUAUUCGAAAGCCAAGUUAAUAAACAGAUCAUCGACCAUUUCGAAUACCACCGUACCUUCUCCGCUAUGCAAUCUGGUUUCCGAGCUGGUCACGGGUGCACUUCAGCCACGCUCAAGGUCCUAAACGAUAUUAUAACCGCGAUUGAUAAUAGACAGUACUGUGCAGCCGUCUUCAUCGACCUGGCCAAGGCUUUCGACUCUGUCAACCACCGCAUUCUUAUUGGCAGACUAAAUAGCCUUGGUUUCUCAAAUGACUGCCUCGCCUGGUUCACCAACUACUUCUCAGAUAGAGUUCAGUGUGUCAAAUCGGAGGGCCUGUUGUCUGGACCUAUGGCAGUCUCUAUGGGGGUGCCACAGGGUUCAAUUCUUGGGCCGACACUUUUCUCCGUGUAUAUCAAUGAUGUCGCUCUUGCUGCUGGUGACUCUCAGAUCCACCUCUACGCAGACGACACCAUUUUGUAUACAUCUGGCCCUUCAUUGGACACUGUGUUAACAAACCUCCAAACGAGCUUCAAUGCCAUACAACAAUCCUUCAGUAGCCUUCAACUGCUCUUAAACACUAGUAAAACUAAAUGCAUGCUUUUCAAUCGAACGCUGCUAGCACCCGCCCACCCGACUAGAAUCACCACUCUCGACGGGUCUGACCUAGAGUAUGUGGACAACUACAAAUACCUAGGUGUCUGGUUAGACUGUAAACUCAACUUCCAGACUCACAUAAAGAAUCUCCAAUCCAAAGUUAAAUCUAGGAUCGGCUUCCUAUUUCGCAACAAAGCCUCCUUCACUCAUGCUGCCAAACAUGCCCUCGUAAAACUGACUAUCCUACCGAUCCUUGACUUCGGCGAUGUCAUUUAUAAAAUAGCCUCCAACACUCUACUCAGCAAAUUGGAUGUAGUCUAUCACAGUGCCAUCCGUUUUGUCUCCAAAGCCCCAUACACUACCCACCACUGUGACCUGUACGCUCUUGUUGGCUGGUCCUCACUACAUGUUCGUCGUCAAACCCACUGGCUCCAGGCCAUCUAUAAAUCACUGCUAGGCAAAUCCCCGCCUUAUCUUAGCUCAUUGGUCACCAUAGCAGCACCCACCCGUAGUCUGCGCUCCAGCAGGUAUAUCUCACUGGUCAUUCCCAAAGCCAACACCUCCUUUGGCCGCCAUUCCUUCCAGUUCUCUGCUGCCAAUGACUGGAACGAAUUGCAAAAAUCUCUGAAGCUGGAGACUCUUAUCUCCCUCAAUAACUUUAAGCAUCAGUUGUCAGAGCACCUUACCGAUCACUGCACCUGUACACAGCCCAUCUGAAAUUAGCCCACCCAACUACCUCAUCCCUAUAUUGUUAUUUAAUUUGCUCUUUUGCACCCCAUUAUCUCUAUUUGCACAUAAUCUCUUGCACAUCUAGCAUUCCAGUGUUAAUACUAUUGUAAUUAUUCUGCACUAUAGCCUAUUUAUUGCCUUACCUCCAUAACUUGCUACAUUUGCACACACUGUAUAUAUAUUUUCUGUUGUAUCUCUGACUUUAUGUUUUUUUUUUUACCCCAUAUGUAACUCUGUGUUGUUUUUUGUUGCACUACUUUGCUUUGUCUUGGCCAGGUCACAGUUGUAAAUGAGAACCUGUUCUCAACUGGUUUACCUGGUUAAAUAAAGGUGAAAUAAAAAAAAAAAAAAAAAAUCCAUCUGUGCCAUUUAAUGUGUAUCAGCCAUCAGCCCCCCCCGGCUCACACACCCAUCAGACUAAUGGCUGGGCUGAUAGCUGGGCUCAGGCUACAGGUGCUGACAUACACUGAUCUCAGACCUCCCUGGGAAGCUCUCCUUUCACCUGCUCUUAACACACACGCUUUCCUUAACACACACACACACACUUAGAGCAGAAUGAGAGCAACUACUGGGGGUUAGCUCCGGCUUUCAGGUCGUAUGUCCUCAUCACCUGUCUUACACUGAGCCCUAGAACAGAACAGGAGUUUUCACCUUAGUGUUUUAAUCAGUUGUCAUCCUGUCAUGCCAUUCUCCCUUAUGGCUGAAAUGAUUUAAUUGAGAUUCCCCUUUACAACCCUAAACCCCCACUAGAGAAGCAGGUAGUGAAGCAAGAAGGAGAGUUUGUCAUUACUCCAUUAACCAGCAGUGAGUAGUAUCAUCAAGUACGUUUUACAUGCACACUAAUAAUUCAAUAUUAAAUUGAUUAUGGAAAUGGUCAUGUAAACACCUUACUCUGCUUAUCUUAAUUGAUGUAAGGUCAAAAUCGAAGUAAGCAUACAGCGAUUAAAACAGCUGGUUUUCUGAGAAAUCUUAAGAAUUAUUAGGACAUGUAAACAGCUUAAUCAGCGUUCCAGUGGUGUAUUUCCAGUUCCAGUGGCGUUCCAGUGGUGUAUUUCAUCUGCCAGCACCGAGUAGCCCAGCUAUCAGCCCAGCCAUUAGUCUGAUGGGUCUCAUGCGCGAGUGAAGUGAGUUCGGAAAAACUGAAAGUAUGCAUCUUAGAAAUAGUUUUCAGAUACAAACCUUAUGUCCGAACUCCGAAUCAAGUAGGCUUCGCAAAAAUAACAUGGUCGCUGUGAUAGAAAGUUUAUUUUGAUUGGCGAUUUACUGCAUUUAUCAAAAGUCCCAUCAGUUAACCUGAUUUCAGAUGUGUCCAUGUAAACAGGAUUAUUAGGCAGAACAUGUAAAUGUUUUAAACCAAACCUAUUAUAUUAAUCUAUCUACAAUAGUUGAAUGUAACUGUGCUCAGUGUGAUGUGAAGUCAGGGGCGGCACUUUGGUUUUAGAAGUGGGGGGGACAUAACCUGGCGGGGGGUCUGGGGAAGGACAUGUAAAGGCAUCUAAAGCUAAUUUCCUGCAUUUUUACACAAUCCAAUAUGCUGUCUCUAUUUAGAACAAAAAGUAAGCACAAAUUCCCACAGUCAUCAAGCUAAGUAAGAGAUCAUUAUUGAAUAUGUUCAAACGAUUAAUAAGACUGAUCAAAGGUAAUUCAAUAAUAAAUAUUGUUGCACCUUUAACCAAUAGCCUAACAAAUGGACAACUAUUGAAAAAAUACCAAGACUUUUGAUUGUCUUUAUUAAGACAUUCUCUAUAUCCAAUUUCAGCCAGCCUGAGCCGCCUGCACACCCGACCCCCACCAGUCUAGUCAAUAACUCAACUCUUUCCAACACAACUUCCUUCCCAGUUCACACCUUAUAUAUUUUUUGUUCCCAAGGGAAAUGUUUGGAAACACAAAAACACACACACAAAAUAAACGCAUACACCUCAAAUAUACAUUAACACACAAACAGCAAAUCCUCCAUAUCAUUAAUCUCAUAGGCCUAAUAGUACUGUAGAGCUCUUUUUACUUGCACACAAUAUAGCUGGGUCACCCCUUCCUGCCCCUAGGGGUCCCCCGCAGCACCCCAACCCAACACACCCCAAUUUGCUUUAGGAUCUUAGUGAAACAUUAAUUAUUGGUUUUGGGUGUGUUAGGCCUAGGCCAGAAUGACAACCCACAGGACGGCAGACCACCAAGGCCAGGACUGAGCAGCCCACCAGCUAGGGAUUGCCUAAAUAGGUAUCUCCCCUGAUGUGGGUAUGUUUUCAAUACAGACUCCUUUAGUCGUACUGUAUUCCAUAUAAGGCAUCCAGACCUUAUGAAAGUUGCACAGUAUACCCUUAAUCUGGUAAUAAAUCAAUGCUAGUGAUACAUAACUUGACAUUGUGGGAGGAUAACCAACCUUCCAAUUAAUGGCAAUGCAUUUCUUAGCCGCUAUAAAUGCUUGGUAACCAGUUUCUUCAGAUAUGUCUCUAGUAUCAACAUUUCCAAGCAAACAAAAACAGGGAGAAGGGAGAAUCUGUAGACAUGUUGAUUAUAAAAGAACAUAUUCUUUGCCAGAAUUCAGCCAGCCUUCACAAGACCAUAGGCAGACCUGGCUCUCAAGAGAAGGCAGGUUAUGUGCACACUGCCAAAUGUAUGACCAUAUUAGAGACACAUAUUUCCCUCAGAUUACACAGACCCACAAAGAAUUAGAAAACGAACCCAAUUUUGAUAAACUCCCAUAUCUAUUGGAUGAAAUACCACAGUGUACAAUCACAGCAGCAAGAUUUGUGACCUGUUGCCACAAGAAAAGGGCAACCAGUGAAGAACAAACACCAUUGUAAAUACAACCUGUAUUUAUGUUUAUUUAUUUUCCCUUUAGUACUUUAACUAUUUGCACAUCAUUACAACACUGUAUAUAGACAUAAUAUGACAUUUGAAAUGUCUCUAUUAUUUUGGAACUUGUGUGAGUGUAACAUUUACUGUUCACUUUUGAUUGUUUAUUUCACUUUUGUUUAUGAUCUAUUUCACUUGCUUUGGCAAUGUAAACAUAUGUUUCCCAUGCCAAUAAAGCCCCUUAAAUUGAGAGAGGAGCAGGGAGGGAAUAGUUGUGUUUUAUAUGGGUUAGACUAUAGUCAGGGAGGGAAGGGUUGUGUUUUAUAUGGGUUAGACUAUCGUCAGGGAGGGAAGGGUUGUGUUUUAUAUGGGUUAGACUAUCGUCAGGGAGGGAAGGGUUGUGUUUUAUAUGGGUUAGACUAUCGUCAGGGGAGGGUGUUUUAUAUGGGUUAGACUAUAGUCAGGGAGGGAAGGGUUGUGUUUUAUAUGGGUUAGACUAUAGUCAGGGAGGGAAGGGUUGUGUUUUAUAUGGGUUAGACUAUAGUCAGGGAGGGAAGGGUUGUGUUUUAUAUGGGUUAGACUAUAGUCAGGGAGGGAAGGGUUGUGUUUUAUAUGGGUUAGACUAUAGUCAGGGAGGGAAGGGUUGUUUUUAUAUGGGUUAGACUAUAGUCAGGGAGGGAAGGGUUGUGUUUUAUAUGGGUUAGACUAUAGUCAGGGAGGGAAGGGUUGUGUUUUAUAUGGGUUAGACUAUAGUCAGGGAGGGAAGGGUUGUGUUUUAUAUGGGUUAGACUAUAGUCGGGGAGGGAAGGGUUGUGUUUUAUAUGGGUUAGACUAUAGUCGGGGAGGGAAGGGUUGUGUUUUAUAUGGGUUAGACUAUAGUCAGGGAGGGAAGGGUUGUGUUUUAUAUGGGUUAGACUAUAGUCAGGGAGGGAAGGGUUGUGUUUUAUAUGGGUUAGACUAUAGUCAGGGAGGGAAGGGUUGUGUUUUAUAUGGGUUAGACUAUAGUCGGGGAGGGAAGGGUUGUGUUUUAUAUGGGUUAGACUAUAGUCGGGGAGGGGGUAGGGGGGGAAGGGUUGUGUUUUAUAUGGGUUAGACUAUAGUCAGGGAGGGAAGGGUUGUGUUUUAUAUGGGUUAGACUAUAGUCAGGGAGGGAAGGGUUGUGUUUUAUAUGGGUUAGACUAUAGUCAGGGAGGGAAGGGUUGUGUUUUAUAUGGGUUAGACUAUAGUCAGGGAGGGAAUAGUUGUGUUUAUAUGGGUUAGACUAUAGUCAGGGAGGGAAGGGUUGUGUUUUAUAUGGGUUAGACUAUCGUCAGGGAGGGAAGGGUUGUGUUUUAUAUGGGUUAGACUAUAGUCAGGGAGGGAAGGGUUGUUUUAUAGGGGUGUUGGUAGAGCAUGGUGUUUGCAACGCCAGGGUUGUGGGUUCGAUUCCUACGGGGGGGGGCCAGUAUGAAAAUAUAUAUAUAUAUAUAUAAUGUAUGCACUCACUAACUGUAAGUCGCUCUGGAUAAGAGCGUCUGCUAAAUGACUAAAAUGUAAAUGUAAGACUACAGUGAAGGAAAAAAGUAUUUGAUCCCCUGCUGAUUUUGUAUGUUUGCCCACUGACAAAGACAUGAUCAGUCUAUAAUUUUAAUGGUAGGUUUAUUUGAACAGUGAGAGACAGAAUAACAACAACAAAAUCCAGAAAAACGCAUGUCAAAAAUGUUAUAAAUUGAUUUGCAUUUUAAUGAGGGAAAUAAGUAUUUGACCCCUCUGCAAAACAUGACUCAGUACUUGGUGGCAAAACCCUUGUUGGCAAUCAGAGGUCAGACGUUUCUUGUAGUUGGCCACCAGGUUUGCACACAUCUCAGGAGGGAUUUUGUCCCAAUCCUCUUUGCAGAUCUUAGUCAUUAAGUCAUUAAGGUUUCAAGGCUGACGUUUGGCAACUCGAACCUUCAGCUCCCUCCACAGAUUUUCUAUGGGAUUAAGGUCUGGAGACUGGCUAGGCCACUCCAGGACCUUAAUGUGCUACUUGUGUUUUGGGUCAUUGUCAUGUUGGAAUACCCAUCCACGACCCAUUUUCAAUGCCCUGGCUGAGGGAAGGAGGUUCUCACCCAAGAUUUGACGGUACAUGGCUCCGUCCAUCGUCCCUUUGAUGCGGUGAAGUUGUCCUGUCCCCUUAGCAAAAAACACCCCCAAAGCAUAAUGUUUCCACCUCCAUGUUUGACGGUGGGGAUGGUGUUCUUGGGGUCAUAGGCAGCAUUCCUCCUCCUCCAAACACGGCGAGUUGAGUUGAUGCCAAAGAGCUUGAUUUUGGUCUCAUCUGACCACAACACUUUCACCCAGUUCUCCUCUGAAUCAUUCAGAUGUUCAUUGGCAAACUUCAGACGGCCCUGUAUAUGUGCUUUCUUGAGCAGGGGGACCUUGCGGGCGCUGCAGGAUUUCAGUCCUUCACGGCGUAGUGUGUUACCAAUUGUUUUCUUGGUGACUAUGGUCCCAGCUGCCUUGAGAUCAUUGACAAGAUCCUCCCGUGUAGUUCUGGGCUGAUUCCUCACCGUUCUCAUGAUCAUUGCAACUCCACAAGGUGAGAUCUUGCAUGGAGGCCCAGGCCAAGGGAGAUUGACAGUUCUUUUGUGUUUCUUCCAUUUGCGAAUAAUCGCACCAACUGUUGUCACCUUCUCACCAAGCUGCUUGGCGAUGGUCUUGUAGCCUAUUCCAGCCUUGUGUAGGUCUACAAUUUUGUCCCUGAAUCCCUGGAGAGCUCUUUGGUCUUGGCCAUGGUGGAGAGUUUGGAAUCUGAUUGAUUGAUUGCUUCUGUGGACAGGUGUCUUUUAUACAGGUAACAAGCUGAGAUUAGGAGCGCUCCCUUUAAGAGUGUGCUCCUAAUCUCACCUCGUUACCUGUAUAAAAGACACAUGGGAGCUAGAAAUCUUUCUGAUUGAGAGUGGGUCAAAUACUUAUUUCCCUCAUUAAAAUGCAAAUCAAUUCAUAACAUUUUUGACACGCGUUUUUCUGGAUCUUUUUGUUGUUAUUCUGUCUCUCACUGUUCAAAUAAACCUACCAUUAAAAUUAUAGACUGAUCAUGUCUUUGUCAGUGGGCAAACGUACAAAAUCAGCAGGGGAUCAAAUACUUUAUUCCCUCAACGUAUAUAGUCAGGGAGGGAAGGGUUGUUUUUUUAUAGGGGUUACACUACAGUCAGUGGAAUAUGGAGAUGGCUGGGGAUAUACAGUAUCUGCUGAAUCGCUCCCUUUUUCUUCCAACCUGUCCCUUUGCUGUCUCCCUCAAGCACAUUUGUCUCCCUCCCUCCCUCCCUCCCUCCAUCCCUCUCCUAGUUGAUAUGUAAAAGCUAAAGAGCUGGGUGGAGUGGUUUGCUGUCCCGUUCUAUCCUAAAGCCAUUAGCUGGUGGUCAUAUAUACAGCCAAGCAGGCCUAGCUAAUUGAAUCUUUUUUCUUAUGUAUGAGCAUCUAAUGUAUGCACCCUCCCUCUGAUACACCUUAAAGGGCAUGACUGCAGAAUGGAACAUUUAUGAUGUAGGUUAUUUUUGCUUUAGGAAACUGUCACCUUGCAUAACAAAUGGGUUGGGUAAUUUUGAAUAAUUUGUUUUUUACGUAAGAUGUUCCGUAUUCUGUUGGUACGGCGUGUUCACAAUUGGUGUCUUAUUUUUGCUCUUGCCCUUACUCAUUUUGCUCACUGUGUUCACUCUUUCCUUUCUCUCACUUGUUCAUCUUCACUCAUUCUCACUCCGCCAUUUAGUACUUGGCGCUGGAAGCGGAUGCGUUCUGUAUCCAAGGCAACCUAAAUGAGAGAGAGAUACAAACAGAAGAGAUGCAAGGUAGAAAAUAAAAAAGAAGGAUGAGAGUAAUGAAAGAAGUUUAAGCCUUGGGUUGAAGAGUGAUGAGGAAAGGAAGGGUAGAAGGCAGGAUUGGGUGAAUGACAAAAAGAGGAGAGGGAUGGAGGGAAAUAUCAUGCAGGUUAUUGCCUGCCAUAAAGAAUGAAACUGGUAAGCGUUGUAAUGCGUGGACAGUGUACCCCAGGAACCAGUGAGUCAUAGCAGCACAGACAGAGCUAACCACAUUACUGCUCAGAGACCAGACAAGAUUAUACCUGCUGCUGGUUGGAACACACACACUUUUUUAUAUGUAUACUGAACAAAAAUAUAAACGCAACAUGUAAAGUGUUGGUCCCAUGUUUCAUGAGCUGAAAUAAAAGAUCCCAGAAAUUGUUCAAAUACACAAAAUGCUUAUUUCUCAAAAAUUUUGUGCACAAAUUUGUUGACAUCCCUGUUAGUGAGCAUAUUUCCUUUGCCAAGAUAAUCCAUCUACCUGACAGGUGUGGCAUAUCAAGAAGCUGAUUAAAAACAGCAUGAUCAUUACACAGGUGCACCUUGUGCUGGGGACAAUAGAAGGCCACUCUAAAAUGUUUUGUUACACAACACAAUGCCACAGAUGUCGCAAGUUUUGAGGGCACGUGCAAUUGGCAUGCUGUCUGCAGGAAUGUCCACCAGAGCUGUUUCCAGAGAAUUUAAUGUUAAUUUUUCUACCAUAAGCUGCCUCCAACGUUGUUUUAGAGAAUUUGGCAGCACGUCCAACCGGCCUCACAACCGCAGACCACGUGUAACCACGCCAUCCCAGGACCUCCACAUCCGGCUUCUUCACCUACGGGAUGGUCUGAGACGAGCUACCCGGACAGCUGAUGAAACUGUGGGUUUGCACAACCAAAGAAUUUCUGCACGAACAGUCAGAAACCGCCUCAGGAAGCUCAUCUGCAUGCUCGUCGUCCUCACCAAGGUCUUGACCUGACUGCAGUUCUGCAUCGUCUCCGACUUCAGUGGGACAACGUUCCACAGGCCACAAUCAACAGCCUGAUCAACUCUAUACGAAUGAGAUGUCGCGCUGCAUGUUUCAAAUGGUGGUCACACCAGAUACUGACUGGUUUUCUGAUCCAAGCCACUACUUUUCUUUAAAGGUAUCUGUGACCAACAGAUACAUAUCUGUAUUGCCAGUCGAGAAAUCCAUAGAUUAGGGCCUAAUGAAUUCAUUUCAAUUGACUGAUUUCCUUAUAUGAACUGUAACUCAGUAAAAUGUUUUACAUGUUUUAUAUUUUUGUUCAGUGUACACACACGCAAACACAUACAGACAGUGGCAGGUAGCCUAGUGGUUAAGAGCUUUGGGCCAGUAACCAAAAGGUCAUUGGUUCGAAUCCCUGAGCCGUCUAGAUGAAAAGUCUGUGCCCUUGAGCAAGGCACUUAACCCUAAUUGCUCUUGUAAGUCGCUCUGGAUAAGAGCGUCUGCUAAAUUACAUAAAAUAAAAUAAAAUCUAAACCACGACAAACGCACACAUCUCGCAAAACACUAUCUCACACAUGCUGACUAGAGAACAGAAGGGGAUCUUAGAACCCAGCUGGGCCGUGGGUGAGAUGAUGCAAAACACAGUGUUUCUCACUGCUUAUGUAAGCUGUGUGUGUGUGUGUGUGUGUGUGUGUGUGUGUGUGUUAGACAGACAGUGAAGGUGUUGAUUGGAGAGUGUGUGUGUGUGUAGCGUAGUAUGCUAAAAACACGCAUGUUGCUCUUUCGCCAUCCUGCACCACACAAUAUUCAAUAUAUUGCCAUGUCUACGCCUCUCUCUCCCAAAUCCACCCCUAUACACCCACUUCAAGGACCCUAUUCCAUUAAAUGUGUUGAGUAUUAAUGAUAUACACCCCCAUCCAUGUCAUCAACAUAACAACCUGUUCCCCUAUACAAUAGGACACACAGGCCGUACUAUAGAGAAGAAGGAAAGUGGAGAGACAGAAAUGGGGAGAGUAAUAAUACUUUAGAUGAGAAGGAAAAGAGAGAGAGAGAGGAAGAGGGGGAUACAGAAAGAAGAGGAUUUAUUUUAUACUUUUUUUAUAUUCUCCCUUUCAUCUGACAGAAUCUUGUACUGUGGUAAAGUAGCAUUAGUGUGGUUUAGUACAUUGGUGAGAUGAGAGAAGACUGAAUAAGAUGACAGGGGAGCAGAGCAGGACUAAUGUUAGGACAGGGUGGCGUGUAUGAUGUGACACGGUCAUUAAAGUAGAGGACUAGAGGGACCUCUGCUGCUAGACGUCUCCACUCUGAGAGGGGAGAAAUAAGGGGAAGAACUGGUAGAGGAGGGGAGGAGAGGAGAGGAGAAAGAGCUGUGUGAAUUAAACAGCCCCCAUGUAAAAUGAGACUACAGAUGUCUGUGCAAAAGUGGAGAUCGACAAAUGGGUACUUGUGGGUGUAGGGGUUUACAAUGUAUGGUGGGUAUGUGUGGUCCUGACUCCAAGGUGGGUAAUGUAGUUUUAACAAUGCUAAACGUCUCUCCUCAGUCUGUAAGAUGUGUUGGUUUGUUUCUAUUGUAGUUCUGACUGACUUGACUGACUAGUACUGUACUAGUAACAGUGUUGUUGUCUAACAGUGUGCACCUGUAUCUCUCUUCCCUCCAGUCUGUACGGUGCGCUGUCAGAAGUUCCUCAUCUCUCGUGUUGGUGAAGACUGGAUCUUCCUCAUCCUCCUGGGUCUACUCAUGGCUCUGGUCAGCUGGGUGGUCGACUUCGCUAUCGCCAUCUGUCUACAAGGUGAGGGAGGAGAGGGCGUUCGGGAGGAGAGGGCGUUCGGGAGGAGAGGGCAUUGGGGAGGGAAGGAGAGGUAGACUGCUUGGUCUACUGAUGGCUCUGGUCAGCUGUACACUCUGUUCCUUUGUCUGAAUCAUUUAAUCUGACACCACUCCUGCAUGCAGCUAAAGAAGACAUUAAGCUACACUCCAUAUAGUCUCAGACACUGGGGCUUACGCACACCCCCCCCUCAAACCAGGGUGUGUGUUCAUGAUGAGCUGCAGUGCAGAUGGCUGUCUCCCUGAGCUGCAUGCAGGGGUGUGUGUGUGUGUGUGUGUGUGUGUGUGUACGAUUUAGCUUAAAUCUGAUUUAAUGUCAUCUUUGCAGCAUGAAACUGUGUUUGUGUACGAUUAGCUUAAAUGUGGUUUAAUUUAGACUUUGCAGCAUGAAACUGUUUGUGUGUGUGUAGCGUGUAUGAUGUGUGUUCAGAAGGUGUGUGGGUGUCAAUGUGCUUUAUCUUCAGUCAAACACACAUUUACACACUUUUCUGUGGUGUGUGUGUGUGUGUCAGGUGGGAGACUGCAUGUGGAGAAAGUGAAGAGGGGUGAAGAGUGAGUCAUCUAGAAACAAGACGCUCAUCCAGACAAAUCCCCUCCUUUCUCCAGAAACACACUCAUACAUACACACACUUUUGAUCUCUCCCUGUAAAGCAGUCAUUUCUGGGAGAGGAGUCCUGCGGGUUCUACUGUUGUCAAAUAUUUUGUCGCUGUACUCAUGAGUAGGGCUGGGAAUUGCCAGGGACCUCACGAUACGAUAUUAUCACGAUACUUUGGUGCCAAUACGAUAUGUAUUGCGAUUUCCACGAUUUUAUAUAUUUUUUCACGAUUUAUAUAUUGGAUGUACUUUUACUUUCUGAUUGACAUCAAGUUGAUAUUGGUCUGUGUGUGUGUGUCCACAGCACAGAAGUGGAUGUACGGAGGCCUGGAGAGUAAUGUGUUUCUCCAGUACCUGGCCUGGGUCACCUACCCUGUGGUGCUCAUCACCUUCUCAGCUGGCUUCACACAGAUACUGGCCCCACAGGCCGUAGGUAAGACACACACUCACACACAUUCUGACACAUAACCAUACACACACACGCAUACUGACUGCAUCAUAGCACCAUAACCCCCUCUCCCCCUCUAGGUUCAGGUAUCCCAGAGAUGAAGACCAUUCUGAGGGGUGUAGUGCUGAAAGAAUACCUCACCUUUAAAACCUUUGUGGCCAAAGUCAUUGGCCUCACCUGUGCCCUGGGCAGUGGCAUGCCUCUGGGCAAGGAGGUAACACACACACACACACACAGUACACGCACACACACUUAGUAAACAUUCUUCUCACUUCUGACAUUCUUCUGACGCAUACAUACACAUACUCUUCUCACAGUCAGGCUUGUGUGGGUAGUUGUCACAUGUUGCUGCCAGUACAGUCUGUUCCAGUAGUUACAGUGAGGGAAAAAAAGUAUUUGAUCCCCUGCUGAUUUUGUACGUUUGCCCACUGACAAAGACAUGAUCAGUCUAUAAUUUUAAUGGUAGGUUUAUUUGAACAGUGAGAGACAGAAUAACAACAAAAAAAUCCAGAAAAAUGCAUGUCAAAAAUGUUAUAAAUUGAUUUGCAUUUGAAUGAGGGAAAUAAGUAUUUGAUCCCCUCUCAAUCAGAAAGAUUUUUGGCUCCCAGGUGUCUUUUAUACAGGUAACGAGCUGAGAUUAGGAGCACACUCUUAAAGGGAGCGCUCCUAAUCUCAGUUUGUUACCUGUAUAAAAGACACCUGUCCACAGAAGCAAUCAAUCAAUCAGAUUCCAAACUCUCCACCAUGGCCAAGACCAAAGAGCUCUCCAAGGAUGUCAGGGACAAGAUUGUAGACCUACACAAGGCUGGAAUGGGCAACAAGACCAUCGCCAAGCAGCUUGGUGAGAAGGUGACAACAGUUGGUACGAUUAUUCGCAAAUGGAAGAAACACAAAAGAACUGUCAAUCUCCCUCGGCCUGGGGCUUCAUGCAAGAUCUCACCUCGUGGAGUUGCAAUGAUCAUGAGAACGGUGAGGAAUCAGCCCAGAACUACACAGGAGGAUCUUGUCAAUGAUCUCAAGGCAGCUGGGACCAUAGUCACCAAAAAAACAAUUGGUAACACACUACGCCGUAAAGGACUGAAAUCCUGCAGUGCCCACAAGGUCCCCCUGCUCAAGAAAGCACAUAUACAGGGCAGUCUGAAGUUAGCCAAUGAACAUCUGAAUGAUUCAGAGGAGAACUGGGUGAAAGUGUUGUGGUCAGAUGAGACCAAAAUCGAGCUCUUUGGCAUCAACUCAACUCGCCGUGUUUGGAGGAGGAGGAAUGCUGCCUAUGACCCCAAGAACACCAUCCCCACCGUCAAACAUGGAGGUGGAAACAUUAUGCUUUGGGGGUGUUUUUCUGCUAAGGGGACAGGACAACUUCACCGCAUCAAAGGGACGAUGGACGGGGCCAUGUACCAUCAAAUCUUGGGUGAGAACCUCCUUCCCUUAGCCAGGGCAUUGAAAAUGGGUCGUGGAUGGGUAUUCCAGCAUGACAAUGACCCAAAACACACGGCCAAGGCAACAAAGGAGUGGCUCAAGAAGUAGUACACUAAGGUCCUGGAGUGGCCUAGCCAGUCUCCAGACCUUAAUCCCAUAGAAAAUCUGUGGAGGGAGCUGAAGGUUCGAGUUGCCAAACGUCAGCCUCGAAACCUUAAUGACUUGGAGAUCUGCAAAGAGGAGUGGAACAAAAUCCCUCCUGAGAUGUGUGCAAACCUGGUGGCCAACUACAAGAAACGUCUGACCUCUGUGAUUGCCAACAAGGGUUUUGCCACCAAGUACUAAGUCAUGUUUUUGCAGAGGGGUCAAAUACUUAUUUCCCUCAUUAAAAUGCAAAUCCAUUUAUAACAUUUUUGACAUGCGUUUUUCUUAGGAAGGUCUUGAAAGAGCUGAGAUGAAUCAGUGAUACACUGGAGGAGUUGAUUGGUAUAGGAACACACCGAGAACUGAGUUUGUGUGUACACACAUGUUUCAACAGCAGGGUUCAGGCUAUGAAUGAGUGUGAAAACAAGGAGGGAGAGCGGGAGAGAGAAUCCAACCAUGGAGUUUUGGCGGAUCCAUAAUUGAAGGGCUUAGUAGAAUCCUGACGGUAUGACACUGUUUGUUUACCAGGCCAGUAUGCCCGGCUCAGUGAAUAUGUACCUGUGGUAAGCUUUACCACAGGGUCCUGCUGUAGACUGGAACACUACACCGACACCUGGCACACAGGCGGCUGGUGGCACCUUAAUUAGGGAGGAUGGGCUCAUAGUAAUGGCUGGAAUGGUAUCGACACAUCAAACACUUAAUUCCAGUCAAUAUUAUGAGCCGUCCUCCCCUCACCAGCAUCCCGUGACUUGACAGGUAGAUCAGUGCUGCCACAUCAGUCUGUGUUAUGCUGCAUGGUCAGGAGGGUUAUGGAUGACAUGCAUUACAUCAGGAUAUAGUGAUAAACUAAACACCCUACUGAGGUCACUAUGGUGAUAAGAAUAAGUAUUUUUUCCAGAAUAAUAGAUGGAUGGUUUUGGCCUGCGCUAGCUGUGCAGACGUUUGUAUCCUGUGUACUAGUUGUAUUGGGGAAAAGUGUUGCUUCUCAACACCAGGAGUAGGUUAGUCUGCUGGGGGGUGUCACUUUCGUAUACGUUUCCGUUUUAACCACUGGACUACAUUUCCUUUUGGCUUUUGACAAAAUGUGACUUUCUUUUUUCGGAGGAGAGUAAAACUGAAGUUGAAAUGUGAAGUUAUUUUCUUUAAAAGUGUAAUACCAAGUUUUUUCAAAAAUCAUUCACAAGUCGUUCUCUAUCCCUCUUUAGGGUCCAUUUGUUCACAUUGCCAGUCUGUGUGCUGCACUCCUCAGCAAGUUCAUGUCUCUGUUUGGAGGAAUCUAUGAG